UGUUGUUUCCUCAUUCCAUUCCUACCUUAGCUCUGCCUGUGAUCUGAGUUUUUGUUUCAUCCUCGCUUAAUAAAUUGUACAUACCGAUCCUAGUGAUUUAGAUGCAAACAUAACUUGAAAGCAGGAAUUUGUUUUUCUUCUCUAUAUGUACAAUAUUUGCAUGGGAGUGUAUCAUUAUUUUGCUUUCUUAAGUUAAAUGAGAAUAACUGCUUCUGUGUUGAAACACUUUUUGCCUUGUUACUUUGAAUGGCAAGGCAAGAUUCCUUAUGCGUAUAUGUAUGUAGAAAGUCAUAUAAAGUUUUGGCCUUUUUCCUGCCUUUAAUAAAUCAAGUGAUGACAGAUCUUAUAAACAAAUGAUAGAGCAGUUUAACCUUUCCUUUACAUACAUUCCCUUUAAAAAAUUGGGGAAAAUAGCAGCAUAUAUUCUGUUUCCUUCUUUCCCAUCCAUCUGGUCUUUCCUUUCUCCCUAUGAAGUAUGAGUUACUGGUACUAUCAAUGCUAGUGUAGUAAAAGGACUGUGCCUCCGUCCUGCAUCUAUUCAUUUGUAUGCAAUCCUGAACUCCCUCAAUAAACUUCACUGAACAUAUUCAAACUAACUUUUGAAUAGGGCAAUGCAAUAAGACACUGUCAUGUGGUUCAGAAAGACUCCAAUUUUAAUUCUACUUCCAUCAUGAACUUACUAGAUGCCAUGGCUAAGAUAUUCUCUUCUAGCUUUACUCUUGUCCCCAGAAAUGCCCUCAAUGGAAAAUAAUAAUGUGUUUAUCUAGAAGAUUAUAUUUCAAAAACUACAGCACAAGACUGAGAAUAAUUCAGAAUGAGUUUCCUAGUAAGUUUCCUAUUUAUGUUCUUUUCAUGAAUUGUGAGGUUUUCAUCACAAUUCUCCAGGGAGGGCACCUCUGGUGCUACCUAUGCCCUUUGGGCACUUCCUUGUUUACAUAUAGAUGUUCUGACAUUCUAUCACUUUUGCUUACAUCAUGGAUCUCACAGAGAAGGAAACAAAACCUGCCAUUACAUUAUACUAAAAUGCUGUGCUUUACUUUUUUUGCUGCAGUUUUGCUCCAAUUCCUUAUAUAACAUUUAGAGUUUUUAUCAUUGUAUCCAAGCAUUUGUUACAUACUUUCCUGAUUGUACAUAUUGAUUUUAUACAAGACCAUCAGUUAUUUGAUAUAACCAUGAAGGGCUCAGCAAUGUUAAAAUAACUUAAUGAGACCCAUAGCAAUUUAAUUAAGAGCAUUCAUAAUCAGAGGCCCACAGCAGUUAUGAUUACAAUAGUUCAUUGUUGUGUGCCUUCCAGUUGUUUUUGAAUUAUAGUGACUCUAAGGCAAACUUAUCACAGGGAUUUCCUAGCAAGAUUUUUUCAGAGAAGAGUUUGUCUUUGCCUUUCUCUGAGGCUGAGAGAACUUUCCUUGCCCAAAGUCACCCAGUACUUUCUUUGGCUGAUAUGAAAUUACACUGGACUUGGAAAAGUUACUGUUUUGGAUUAAAGUUCCAAAAUUGGUCAAGUUCAACCAGUUACUGUAGGCUGAUAUGGUAGAAAAUUAUUUUAAUGCUAAAUUGCAGACUGCAGCACACACACACACACACACACACACACACACACACACACACAAGAUGUUCAUUUGGGCCUAGAUUGAAUUUUUUAGACCACUAAAUAAUCAUAAAAUUGGUAAGUCAAUGAUAACAUAUAUGUUCCAUUGAUUGAAGGCCCCUAACUUAGCUGAAAUUAAUCAUUGGAUUUAAGAUUUGGAAAUGUUAGCCUUUGUUCUUCGGACCACACAUCAUCAAAUCCUCCAAUAGCCAUGCUGUCUAGGGGAUUCUAAGAGUUGUAGUUUUUGUAAAAGAAAAAAAAAAGAAAAAAAAGAAAAAAAAGCAGACUUCCCAAACCCUGAAAUUACGGCAAGUCAUUAAAUGUUUAGAUGCUUCAUGCAUUUGACAUGGCAUUGUGAAGAAGCGUUGAUGACACGAUUGCUAAUCUCACAGUAAACUUUUGCCAGCUCUCCAAUAUAAAAAAGCACAAAGGGCCAACUCUUUCAGAAACAUAGACCAAACACUGCAGUCGUCAGUCCUUAUUCAGGCAAAACCCCAACUGACGUCAUGAGAUGCUUUCAUUCUGCUACAUACGCAGGCCAGGCGAUUUCUGUAUCUUUAAGCUUUCUGACAAUUUCAAAUAAAACAAAAAACGUGGCUCUCCCCCAUUUAUUUUAUUUCUUAAAGCUUUUUUAUCCUUCUCCCAAACAAGACAAUAUUGCAAAAUAUUUAGUUUUUGGGUUGUUGUUUUUUUUUUUUUUUUGCACAAUUUAGUAAUUGAUGAGCAAAGAAGCUGUGUUACAGACAGUUGUAAGGGCACAUUGAUCAAAAUAAUGUUAUCUGGUAGAUGGAAGUCUGCAAGAUAAUUGAGAUAUAUGGGAAAUGAUUGCCUGUUUUCCUUUGUUGUAAUCUUGCUGCCCUUUAUAAAGCGAAGCAUGUUGUAAACGAGGCAUUUGAACCUUUCUUUUGCAAGUGAAAACAUUGCCAAACUUUAUUUUCUAAAAUAUAAUAUUAUGGUAUUUUAAAAAUUGGCAGGCUGUCUGUUGGCAAUUUGUUAGGGUCACAGUCAUAUAUGUUCUUGCACCACUAGAUUAGCCUGUGAUACUCAAGUAUCACUUUUGUCAUUUGGAAGUGUUAGCACAAUUCAAUUAGCUAACGUAUGUAGACUGAAGGGAAUUGCAUCUUAUCUUGUACUUCAGAUAGUUAAAUAUCUUGGUCUAUAACCCACCAAACAGUAAUUUGGCAGACUGGGAAAUAUCCUUCCUACAUAUCUUCCUUCCCCUCAGCAGUAGCAAGUGAUAUAUGCAUGCACUUGGACCACAAAGACACUCCUUGGGGGACCUGAGCUUCUGAUACAUGUGGUAGUAAAGGUUUCCCCUUGACAUUAAGUCUAAUCAAGUCUGACUCCGGGGGGGGGGGGUGUUCUCAUCUCCAUUUCUAAGCCGAAGAGCCAGCAUUGUCCAUAGACAUCUCCUAGGUCAUGUGGCCAGCAUGACUGCAUAGAACGUCUUUACCUUUCCACCAGAGCAAUAUCUAUUGAUCUACUCACAUUUGCAUGUUCUGCUAGGUUGGCAGAAGCUGGGGCUAAGUAUGGGAGCUCACCCUGCUCUGAGGAUUCAUAGAAUCAUAGAAUUGGAAGAGGCCUUGUGGGUCAUCCAGUCGAACCCCCUGCCAAGAAGCAGGAAAAUUGAAUUCAAAGUACCCCUGACAGAUGGCCAUCCAGCCUCUGCUUAAAACCCUUCAAAGAAGGAGUCUCCACCACACUCCGGGGCAGAGAGUUCCACUGAUGAAUAGCUCUCACAGUUAGGAAGUUCUUCCUAAUGUUCAGGACUUCCUAAUGUUCAGGAAGUUCUUCCUAAUGUUCGAACCACUGACCUUUCGGUCAGCAAAUUCCACAGCUCAGCGUUUUAACCUACUGCGCCACCAAAGCGGGUUAAAACAUGUGGUAAACAGGUCCAUAUAUCCUCUUUCCAACUUCCAUACAUCCAAAUAGAUGUUGUUUCUUUGGAUAUCACAGCAACAUCUCUCUCUCUCUCUCUCUCUCUCUCUCUCUCUCUCUCUCUCUCCUUAUUCUUACAGAAUUUUGUAAAUUAUUAUCCAGGUUUUUUGUUUUGUAACAUUAUACACAGUAUACACUGAUCUGCAAGCUUGUGCCAUUGUAGAUUGCAGAUAUGAAAAUUGUCAGUUUGUAUUCAGAAUGAAGAUUUCUGGAAGAUAUUUGGAUUAGGAUUUUUUAAACAUUGUGAUUUUGUACAUACAGUUUUCUGAUCAAUGUAUGCUCCAGAAGUGCCUCAUUCAUAAAAGGCAAGUUUAGAAAAUUGGGCGAUGGAUCAAUAAUAAGGGAAAUCCUUCCUUUUCAUCCCUUAUUUACUGAGGACCAUGUGAACAUAGCUUGAAAGAUCAUUUCCUAGCUUUGAGAUGCUUCUAGUUAUGGAGAAAGAUGGAAGUUAUCCAACUCAACUGAAACACUUUUACAAGUCCAAUUGAUUACAGCAGAUGAGAUUUUUUAAGCAUGCACUUAAUCUAUAUAUAUAAAAGGGUAAUGAAAUUUCAGCCUAGGACAAAACAACAAAACUACACAUCCCAGAAACACUAAACUUGGCAGCACAACCCCUCAUCCAUGCCUCUACGUUCAUACAACAAAAAGAAAAGAAAAAUAAAGUCCUAAUUAGAGGGAGAGGAAUAAUUGUUUUUAUCCAAAUGCUGCCAGUUAGAAGGCUAAGCUCCAUCAGGGGAAAACCUUUACCCUUUACCUUAACUUUAUUUACUUUAUUUUAUACUUUAUUUCCCAUACCACCAUACUUCGCCAUAGCAAUGCAUGGCUGGGCACAGCUAGUAUUUCCAUUAAAACCAGAGGGACUGUAAAAUAUCUGGAAUGUAUUUGGGGCUCUCCAAUUGUUUUAGUAACUGUGUUUAAAGAAUUCUUUGUUGAUUGAGAAUAAACUUAAAUUAACAUAUAAUUGAUAUAUCUGAUAAACUUGAUCUAACAAAGUUAAGAUAAUGGUUCCUUGCUAACAGAGAAAGAUUUGCCAUUUCUGCUAUAACUCCAUAUUUUCGGCAUGCAGUUGUUUAUGGGCUUCCAUUGGGAGAAACUUUGUCAUUUUAUCUUUUGUUUUGUAUUAGAAAUACGUUGUGUUGCCUACUGUGCUUGAAAACAAUCCGCUGAGUAGAAAGUGGAAGAUUGAACUUUAAAUAUCAUUUGACACCAUUUCCAAUUAGUUGUGUCUGCACUUGUAUGUGUGAUUUUAUUCAUUGGAUAGAAAGCUAUGCUUUGAUCAAUAUGAGCAUGAUUCCAAGCCCUGGUCAUGGACGAAGCUGGAACACUCAGCUUCCAAUUGCCAUUGUUUUGAUAAAGAAUGAAAAGUAUUCUGCUUAAUGUGUAACAUGGAUAUUUAAGUAUUGCAAUAACAUAGAUGCAAUACCUAAAUAACCAUGUUACAUAUUUCUCAUUAUGAUAGCGGUUCUUGUUUCAUUUUGAAUAGUUGAAAACAAUAGGAAUCUUGGGUUGUUGUAUGUCUUUCGGGCUGUGUGGCCAUGUUCCAGAUGUAUUCUCUCCUGACGUUUUGCCCACAUCUAUGGCAGGCAUCCUCAGAGAUUGUGAGGUAUGGAAUCUUGGAAUAGGAAUCUUGACAAAAUUAUGAAGCAGGUCAAUCUUUCUCAACACUGUAACUUCCAAAUACUCCAGUUCUUUUUAUAUCCAGUCAGCAUAACCGGUGUCAGAAUUAGACAAUUACUAACUCAUUCCUUUCAUCUAUGUAAAAGAUCCCAAGCAAUGCUGCACUGCAUCGUUCACUUGGGGAGAUAGGGCAAAAUACAAAUACAGUAUGAUGAUGAUGAUGAUGAUGAUGAUGAUGAUGAUGAUUAUCAUGUGCAAAAUUCUUUUCUUUACAAAAGGUUAGAACUUUGUUUGAAAGUGAUUUGUAUGUGAAAAAUUGUUUUCUGCUAGGACAUCUUGUUUUUUGAGAACAAGGAGCUUAUGACUUCCAGAUAAUUAUGGAUUAUAACUCCAAAUGUCUUGGCCAUUUUGAUUCAUUGGUGGAAGCUGGAUUCCAAAAAUAUCUGAAGGAAACAGAUUCCCUGUCCCUGUUCUAUAGAAGGCUGUCUACUUAAAAUAUGUAGUAUAUUUUCCACAUUGUGACCCAGUGUGGUAUAGUGGUUUGAGCAUUAGACUAUACUGUUGGAGACCAUAAUUUGAAUUCCUGCUCAAUCAUGGAAACUACUGGGCAACCUUAGGCAUGUCACACUCUUACUCUCAAAGGAGGGUAAAGACAAUCCCCCCUUAAUAAAUCUUGCUAAGAAAAUCCCAUGAUAGAAUCGCCUUAAAGUUACAGUUAGUCAAAUAUGACUUGAAUCCAUGCAACAAUAAAGUGUAUUUUCAUUUUAGUGGUAAUAGUGAUUUCUAACCAUCCAUCUAUACACUUUAAGUUAGCAUUUGCACAUCUUUUGUAAAUCUGUUUCCUUUUGUCCUUGGUUUUAGUGAUAUAUUUCCUCUUCCAGUGUGCAUUUUGCUUGAAAUAUUUCUGUCUCACUUUCCGUCUUUCUUCUUCCCUAUCACAUGUAUAAUGCCCUCUGUAAGCCACAUCUCUCUUAAUUCUUUAGGCCUAGCAUCCCAUCCCAGUAUUUCUGAAACGAGCCAACCCUCUGCCCAGAAAACUUAAUUGGAAGGCACCAAUGGCAGUUUCAGCAACUUAAGGUUUAAUUCAAUCUGCAGGCCUCUUCUUUAGAGCAGAUCAUAUACUUGAUUCAUGAGUAACUUGAGAUGCAAGACCUUGGUUUGCUGAUAUAUUUGAGCUGAUUUAGAAGAACUCCAAAGUGCCUGAAGUAGAACUCGCUCUUUUUUCAAUUUCACUAAUAAUGCCCCUGUUAAUGAAACAUCACAGGGCCAGUUAUUGACCAUCAAUUUUUCUGGCACUUUAAAAAAUUGUUUAGUGUGCUUUUCUAUUUAAUACACUUUCCCCUGGUGAAUUUCAUGUGGUAACUAUCUGCCAGGUUUCUAGUUUGAGAUCAUUUUGAACUUUUGGCCUCCCUCUUAAACAUUCUAGCUUUACAGCAGUUGCAUCCUUACUGGAGAUAUAGACUAGUUUGGAGGUUGCUGUCUUUCCUUUAAGAUGAACCAAACAUUUGAUUCACCCCAACAAUCAUGUAGAAUGUCAGAUCACUGCAUAUAUUCACAUUGGACUGUAUCGUCUUCUCAGAUGUACCUGCCUAAGUCCUCUCGGAUCAUUCACUGAAUGUCAUCAGACUUUGCUGAGUUCACAUUACAUUCACAUUAUCCAUAUUCUUUCACAUGCAAUUUAGUUAUCUUGCUUCUUGACCUCUUCCUUGAUGCCAAGUCUCUCAACUUAGUUUUCCUUUUAAAAAGGGAAGUUCUGUUGCACUAGAGCCCUGAAGCUUCUUUUCACCACAAACCACACACUGGGCAGAUAAUCCAAUGUAAAGGUUUAUUAAAACCAAAGUAUAAUAAAAGCUGCAUAUAUGAAAAGCAAGCAAGUAUAAAAAAGAAAAGUUCAUCAGGAUAUGUCCAUAAGAGUCAAGAGUCCCCAAAAAUCCCUUCAGAGAAAGUAUCCAAGAUAAAUCCAACAAGAUAUGCAAAAACAGAGUACAUAGAUCCAAGGCAAGCAAAACUAUGCAAUUCAAAGACAAGGUACAUGAAUUCCAGACAGGCAAAACUAUGCCUCACAAAAUCAGACUAGGCCACAAGAAGUUCUCGCUUUUGCUGGGGAUGGAAGGACCUUAAGGAAAAUGCCUGAUGGGCCUCGCGAUCAAGAGUCCUUUCACACUACACACAUAAUGCUAUGAUUUAUUUAUGGUUGUGUUUCAUGGAGGAAUAAGAUGAAAAGGGUUAAUAAUGAUUGGGUUAUUGGGGUGUCCUAUAAGCAGGUGACCAACAAUUUUCUCUGGUGGGAAUCCCAAAUACAAAUGUCUUCCAAAUUUAUUUAUUUUUCACAUUUCAAUGUGUGUACAUUUCCCAACAGGCCACAGUGCCAGAAAUUGGCAAUCCUCCUAUUGUAUAAGUGAUAGAGCUUUUCACUUUUUUCAUUUGGAAAUAUAAAUUCUACUCUUAUUCUCCCAGGACAACUACAUAGAAAUAAUAAAGGCAAAUCUAAAUUGCAAAGGUUAUAAGGCAUAACAAAAUAAAACAGAGUAGCAAAUGCAGGCCAAAUACUGUGCAGUGAAUUUUUUAAAAGGUCAGGGGUGGAGGUGAGAUCUUUGUCUGGCUCUGAAAAGACAUGAAAGUAGGUGCCAAGAAUUCUUUCCUGAGGGGAGCUUUCCAUGAAUGUGGUGCCAAAACCCAGAACGUUUCUCUCUGGUCACCAAUGACCAUCACCAAGAGGAAUUCCUUUUGAAUACGAAUACAUUUGUAGGCAUGUAUAGGAGGAGAUGGUUCCUAAGCUAAUUCCCAAACUGUAAAGAAAUUAAGAGACCGUCUGAAAUACUCUUUCUCUCAGAUGAGCUUAUCUAGGUUUUGAGAGAGAUGGGCUUUCUUUCAAUCUCACCACAAUCGUAGGCAUAUGUGAUGAAGAUUUAUGAGAUGACCUUAUUUUAUUUAUUGUAUUAAUUAAAAUAUUUGUAUCUGAAGAUCCCAACAGGAAUGAAAAAUUUAAUAUUUAAAGAUGAAAAAGGCAUUAAAUCAUUUGUCAUUUAAGAUAAUACAAAAGCAGUAAAACAAUUUAAAAUAGGGUGUGCAAAUUGUAUGAAAUAACUGAAACCUUUAAUAAAAAGCUGUGUUUUGGCUUGGCAUCAUAAUGACACCAGUCUUGGUGCCAAAUGGGCCUCUGAAAGGAAGUAUUAGAUGACUGGAAUGCCACAGCACAGUAUUUUAUUUAUUUAUUUAUUUAUUUAUUUGUUCAUUCAUUCAUAUAACAGUGCAGGUCUACAGAAUGUGCUGAAUCUUCUUCUUCUGUGCUUGUAGCUAUUCAGAUAUGAUGCACGAGGAGACAGAGAAUCAUAAAAGUAUAGAAUUGGAAUAGAUCAUAAGGACCAUGUACUCCAACCCCUUCCCAGAUUGGAAUAGUUACACAACUAAAAUCCUCCUGAAAGAUGGACAUCCAACUUCAGUUUACAGACCUCCAAAGUCCACCACCCCCUGGAGCAGUCUGUUCCAGUGUAGCUUCCAUUUUGUUCCUUUCUUUUCCUAAAUAAUAAAUGAUACAUAUCAAAGAUGAAGUAAACGUCAGUUGGGAUGAAGGUAGAACGACUAUGAUACAAAGGAACUGUGUAACAUCUUUAAGUGAGAUAAAGAAAUUGGUAGCAUAAACUUUUUUAGACUUUACUCCAUCAGAUACAAGGAAAUUCUGUGUUCUAGGAAGAAUUUCCAAAAAUAAUGUUACAGGAAGGUGUUGGCGGACUGCAUUGAUUGUGAUAACCACUCAAAUGAGUUAGUUCCAUAUAAGAUCUUACUUUGUAAAGUGUUAUGUCCAAGCUGUGAUCUGGAUCAAGCUAAUAAACUAUCCAGUAUUGUUUGCUAUAUUAGUUUGUAGCAUUCAUUGGUAUCAUAUGGUGACAAAGAACCUUUGGCUUUCCAGUUGUUGCUGGAUUCUAGCUCCUAUCAGCUCUGCCCUCCAUGGCCAAGUGAUCUAGCCCAACAACAAUUACUGUUGGCAUCAUUGUAUGCCCAAAAUUAUUUAGAAGGUUGGACUUCUUCUCAGUCCCACUGGAUAAAAUUUAGCUGCACCAAUUGAGUAGCUAAAACAUGAGUCAACUAGUAGGCGAAUUUGAAUAGAUGAGCAGCUCAUUCUGGUGCAGAUAUACUCAGAAAUAAACCUCACAAUAGUAAAUUAUUAUUUCCACAUAAAAAUAUAUAGGACUGCAGAAUGAAUCAAGCUGGCCUGAUGUUGCUACAUUCCUCUCCAAAGAAGGUAUCUGAUCAUCUAGAUACCAUGUUCUGCUAUUUAAUUUCACUGAGAAAUAAGCUGGAAUUGUUAAAUUAGUUUCUGAUGUGUGUGGAGAGAACAUGAAGUAGAGAAGGCAGAGCUAACCUAUUUUUAUAUAGAUGGCUUUUAAAUUGACUACUGCUCAUACAGCUUGAGUCAUGUAAAGACAGUUGUAGCAUUUGUUGUGGUUAUAGAGCAGAAAUUACUUAAACUGAUGUGAUAUUAUGGACAUUAGGAGCUGUCAUUUCAAAUUUGGUAUUGCUGUGGGAAGUUUCAUCAGUUCUUUCCUUAAUGUUAAAGCUAAACGUUUCUGACUUACUUUAUACUACAGUCGUCCCUCUGUAUCAACAGAUUCUGCAUCCAAGUACCCAUGGCUUGAAAAUACCCCCCCCCCCCCAAUUCAAAAAGCAAAUAUUGAUUUCACCAUUUUAUACAAGUGACAUUAUUUUACUAAGUUACUGUAUAUAAUGGGACUUAGGAAUCCAUGGAUUUGAGUAUUCAUAGGGGGCUCUGUGGGUUCCUGGAACCAAACCCCAAUGGAUACCAAGGGCCAAUUGUAAUACAGUGUACAGUUUGUACUUUGUUUCCAGUUAUAGUUUCAUUUCAUCUGAAGGAAUACUGAUCCACUUACACACACAAAGUGAAAGGUUGGGGUUGUGAGAAAGUAUAGUUUAUAAAAAGGUAAUGUAGGCUGUAAAAUUGCUAAUGAGUUGCUCCAUGCAGUCAUGCUGACCACAUGACCUUGGAGGUGCCUGCAAACAACGCCGACUCUUCAACUUAGAAAGGGAGAUGAGCACCAACUCCUACCCACAACCCUUUGAGCCGACAGGUGGCUUCCGGCGCCGCUGAAAGUGGGGAAAGAAGACUAGGCAACGCCGCCGGAAGUAGGGCAAGGGUUUGUGAGAACGGAAACAUGCGUGUGUUGCUCCUGGCCAGUUUGCGAGCCCGGACCGGGAAUGGCACCACAGCCCAGAGGAUCCAGGAUCAUCUGGAAGCUGCCGGCCAUGUGUGUUUCCUCAAGGACACGUUUAGCUGUGAGUCCUCUUUGGUCGUCUCAAAGCUCAUCUCCUCGGAGAACUUUGAUGCAGCUCUGGCCAUUCACCUUUAUAAAGCAGGCAGGCUGCUGCAAGGCAGCAGAAUUCCUUUUGGUGUCAUCUUUGGAGGUACGGACAUCAAUGAAGAUGCCAAAUGUGAAGAGAAGGUCCGGGUUAUGGAGGCAGUGCUGAACGAAGCCAGGUUUGCUGUGUCUUUCACUGAGGCAAUGAGAGAAAGAGCCAUAUCAAACUGGCCUCACGCCAGAAACAAAAUAUAUGUCCAGCCUCAAGGAAUCGUGACUACCCCCAACAUUUCUUUUAACUGGGAGAAAUGUCUGCAGAGUGCAGGGAUUCCCCACAACGGCAACAGUUUGUGUUAUUUCCUCCUAAUAUGUGGUCUGAGAAGAGUCAAGGAUCCACUCUAUCUAGCAGAUGCGUUUGCAGAAUGGCACAGAGAGGACCCCAGCGUACAGCUGAUUAUCAUUGGACCUGCAGUUGAUCCAGUGUUUGCAGAGGAAGUGAAGGAGAAAGUACAAAGGGCGGAUGGGGUACAUUUGCUGAAGGAGAUCCCCCAGGAAGACCUUCAUGCUGCUGUGAAGAAAUGCUUUGCUGUUGUGAACAGUUCCAUUUCAGAGGGGAUGUCAGCCGCACUCUUAGAGGCCAUGGAUUUAAAUGUUCUAGUACUGGCAAGGAACAUCCCAGGAAAUGCUGCGAUAAUCACACACCAAGAAACCGGGCUGUUAUAUUCAAACCCUGAGGAAUUUGUCCAACUGUCCAAAAGCCUGAUCGGUGACCCUUGUCUUCAGAGAAAGAUCGUAGCAAGGGCAACGGAGUAUGUCACAAAGCACCACUCCUGGGAACAUGAAAGGAAUGCUUAUCAAAACUUUGUGCUGAGCCUCCACUGACCUAGUGUUUGGAUUCGGGAUCCCUUCAAAAUCAUAGAGUUGGAAGAGAUCAUCACGUCAUCAAAUCUAACCGCGUUCUACCAUGCAGGAAAAGUACUCAUUGCAAACAACCAUCCAGGCUCUUCCCAAAGAAGGACAUCCGACCACAUUUCAAGGGACUUUCCAACACCUCUUACCGUCAAGGUAGUUGGAACUUUCCAUUACUUUUACCUCCCACAUUUCUGAACAUCUGGUCAUCUGUUUUAGGAGGACAUCAACCAAGCCUUCAGUCUGGCAAGGUGGUUGAUAGUAGACCCCCACAAUGACGUCCCGGUUGUUUCUUUCCUCCAUAAUUUUUAUCCAGAUGCUUUCAACCUGGCUUCCGUGACUUCACUCCCAAUCUCUUCACAAGUGAUACAUAACACUACUUCAGUUCAAGCAUGAUCAUUGAAGCAUGGAGAAAAGCUUUCUGGGUGGUUGCUCCCAGUGUCUGGAGCUCCUUGCUACCAACUCACAGAGUCGGACACGACAAGACUUAAUGUCAGGGGAAAACCUUUACCUUUAUCUGAGCAAAAUAGUGUUAAAGUAGCUUGACAGUGAUGAUUUCAUGGAAAAUGACAGAGGAAAGCAGUUAAAGUUGUAUCUGAUAAAACACUCUUCCUUAACCUGCACCCACCAGGUAUGUUGUGUUACAACUUCUGCUGUUUGCAAAUGGCAGAAAUUGUAGUCCAACAUUUACAGAGGGCACCACACUGAUGAAUGAUACGGUAAAGGUCAUGGGAAGAGUGAGUUUCUCCUGUUACUUUUGCUGAUGUUUCCUACGUAGUGUUUGUGGUAUUUUUUUUAACUUUUGUAGAUUUUUUUCAAAUCUUUGCAAAGCAUGGAGAAAUCAUGUAUAAACUAGAAAUAAAGGUAUUUGAGAUGUAGUGCAUAAUGGAAAUAUAUGGCUUCUCUUUCCAUUUUAAAGAGUCAUCAACAAUUUAUCCACAGACAAUGCUUUGGUUAAGCAUGGAAAACUAUCCUUAAUAGUAGACAUAGAAGAAGGAUAUUUACUCUUUAGGGUAUUAAUUUAUUUUCAGCUGGUUUCCUAUGUUCUUAUGUGGAACACUCACUUUUUGCCUCUCUUAUGUGGAGAUUUAUUUAGUUACAAGAUUUCUAGAACACAUUUUGCCUACUUAUCACAGAGUGCAAUGUACACAGAGGGGUUCCAUAAAAUGUCUAAUCGCAUAUUAAAAAUUACUUGAAAACCUAUGUAAUCUGAACAACCAUCAACUAAAAAGCAAAUCAGAAAGUCAAUCACAAGAACAAUUAUCAGAAGGAAGGAGGGAGGGAAGGAAGGUGACUGGCAUGUUAUAGGUGAAUUACAGUAAGUCGGAUAUAUCUCAUUGCAUCUCAGAUUUGUUUGUUAUUGCAGAGGUUGAGCUUUUUUCCUAAAUGUGCCCUUCCCCAACUUACUUUUAUUUAGCUGUAGACCUUUGAACUAGCUAGCUAUGUUCUAGUUCAUGGAGUGAGGGGAGCAGCUGAAAAAGCAUCCUCUCUUUUUUGCUAUAGUAGGACAUACAGUGAUAACAUUUUCAUGUAUUUCUGGGGGUCCUUUUGAGGUGCCUGAGGAUGAGGUCUUUGCUCUAUGUUCAACAAUAGUGAAAGAGGUGGAUGACUGCCUGUGAUUUCCCUGCUCUGUGUUUAUUUUUUAAAUUUAAUUUAAUUUAUGUACACCCUGCCUUCCUUCUCAAGGGGACUCAAGGCGGCUAACAGUGACACUCUUUGACCUAUUUAAAACAAAACAAAUAUGUUUUUUUAAAAAAAUAAACAGAAUUGUGUGUGUUAGGUUCAAAAAUACAGUUAGAAUACAAUACAUAUAAUUAAUUAUGCAUUUUAAAACACCCAAUCUCCCCAAAAAUUCAACCCAGAAAAUUGCUGCAUUCAGGGGAAAGGAUGCAGCUGAGAAAACGUGGAGUUUGGGGAGUUAGAUGGGAGACUAUCAUACCUGUGUCUUGUGCUAUGUCUCCAGUUGCUCCUAUAUUUACAUAACGCUAUGAGAAAGUUAACAAAAAGUGAGCCUCUCUUAUGAAAUGUCCCAAAAUUUUAGUGCUACGUCCUGCUUCGUGUGUAAACAUUCUUGUGGAGAACCAUAGUUGAAAUAUCCUAGUACUCUGAAAUAUCCUAGUCCUAGACUUAUUCAGACAUUUAUCACUUGCAGCCAGAAUCAUGAAUUGUGUUCUGAACCAUAUUCUUUUAUAUACAUAUUUUUUGGAGCCCUAGAAUUUUUAUAUUUUAUUUGUGCCUUGGUAUCCUUCCUUGCUUCCAAAGAACUCAAAGAGACUUCCUUAGUCCUCCCUUCUACCAUAGCUUCACAAGGAACUGGGAAGUAGGUCAAGCUGAGAAAGGUAACAAACUAGCUUGUAGUUGAUCAUUGGGUGCCAUGGGGAUUUGAAUUGGGGUCUUUCAAAGACUGUUCCAACACUGUAACAACCACUACCUUACACUAGGUAACAAUUGAAAUGGAAUAUUUUGCUCUUUGUAGUUCCCAUUGAUUUCGCUGGAACUUGUGGAAGAACACUCUCCAGUGGAUUAUGUUGACACUGCUUCUGUUAAGAUCAUAUUAAAUAUUAAGUUAAAUUCUUCACUUGUGCAAAAACUAUAUACAAAAAUUAGGAGUUGGGGAGGAUAUUACAUUUUAAAUGCAAUUUUAAUUUUUAGUGUGAACCAUCCUGAGUCCCCUUCGGGGUUGAGAAGGGCGAUAUAUAAAUACCGCAAACAAAUAAUAAAAAAUAAAUAGUGUAUCUUAACUGUGUUUUAACUUAUUUAUGAUACAAUAUUUAAUUGUUUUUAAUUUUUGUAUUCGUUGUUUUUAAAUUUAUUGGGUUUUGUCAUGCAGUUGUGAGCUGCCUUAAGUCCCCAUGGGGAGAAAGAUGAGGUGGAAAUAAAUAAAAAGGUAAAGGUUUCCCCUGAUGUUAAGUCCAGUCAUGUCUGAUUCUGAGGUGUGGUGCUCAUCUCCAUUUCUAAGCCGAAGAGCCAGCGUUGUCCAUAGACACCUCCAAGGUCAUGUGGCCAGCAUGACUGCAUGGAGCGCCGUUACCUUCCUGCCAGAGCAGUACCUAUUGAUCUACUCACAUUGGCAUGUUUUCGAACUGCUAGGUUAGCAGGAACUGGAGCUAACAGCGGCCGCUCACACCGCUCCCGGGGCUUGAACCUGGGAUCUUUCGGUCUGCAGCUCAGUGCUUUAACGCACUUUGCCACUGGGGCUCCUUAGAAAUAAAUAAUAAUAGUAAUAAUAAUAAUAAUAAUAAUAAUAAUAAUUCCCCAUUAUUAAUGAUAUGUCAUUAAUUCCAAUAUAAUCUUUUAUCAAUAACCAUUCUUUAUCAGAUGCAACUUUUGGAAAUUCAUGAGGAUAAGACAAGUUUAUCCCUGCAUUCCAUAGCAACAUUCAAGAUUUCUCCCAAUGUAUUUUUGAGUUUAAAAAUACACUGAUGGAAUGUACAUCAGUGUAGUUUGACCCUUGCAAGCUCUCUUAAUCCACUGGUUGAAGUGGCUGCCUCAUCAUAGGACCAUAAUGGCAAAGUUAUGUCCUCCUCCAAGUGGAUACUGCUGCUAUGUUGCAGGUUCUUUUAUUAGAUGAUUUUUUGGGUCUUGGCUCAAUACAUAAACUACAUGUGGACAAAAGGGGAGGGAAAAUGCUUGUUCAGUCUUGAAAAGGACUUCAGCGAUGACUGCAUAGACAUCUAGCCUCUCUUGUGCUCAUAGAUUUAUUGAGCCCGACACCAGUGUGUCUGCUCCUUUCUGAAUUAUUUGUGAGAAGCAGAAGCAAUUUUACAGACAAUGACCUUCUGAAUUAAAGAUGAACAUUGAAAAGUCAAGGCGGUUGCUAUCACAGCAACUUUGUAAAAUGGAGGAUUGUGUUCAAGAAGCAUUGUGAUGUUGGCAUUUGGUAAAGUGGGCCAAAUGCUGUGGCACAUGGGCCAGCAGAGCCAAAUGGAGAUGGUACCAAGGUAGACAGGUAGAAUUCCAGUGUUAAUUUGAACAUUCAUUCUAUGCUUGUUUAACUAGGGCUAGAGUUCAGGUGUAACCAUAACUGAAGUUAUUCUCAUUUGGUGCUGGUUCAAAACCAAUCAAAAUGCUUUAAUUGGUUGAGUGCAGUUUUUGAACUGGAGAACGCUUCCAGUUCACAGGGCAAUGCAAGCUGAAGCAUCCAAUUUGUCAUGUCUUUCAGGCAUAUCCCGUGGGUAUUAUGAAAGAUGCAUGAAAUAAAAAUAACUAAAAUUCUUAAUGAGAAUUUUGUAGCAAACAUUAACCAAUAACAUUUAAUUAAAAUCUGUUUUAAAGCAGGCCUUUCAUGGCUAACUUUUGAAGUAGCCAUUUCCAAGUGUAUUAAAAUAACAAGCAUAGAGAAAUGAAGCAAAUGAAAUCUUUAAAAAUCAUGUCAGCCUCACCAUUCAUUUCAAUUGGGAUCACUGAGCUUUCUGCCACAUUAGAUUUUUGUCUGCGAAUUUAUAAUGUUAUAAUUAAGUCCUUAUCCUGAACUGUGAUAGAUACUCAUUUUAGGAUUUUGUCCUCUUUUGUAUGUUAGGCUUGUGUGGAAGUGGGUUUUUCUUUUCGUGUCAGGAGCGACUUGAAAAACUGCAAGUCACUUCUGGAGUGAGAGAAUUGGCUGUCUGCAAGGACGUUGCCCAGGGGACGCGCGGAUGUUUUGAUGUUUUACCAUCCUUGUGGGAGGCUUCUCUCAUGUCCCCGCAUGGAGCUGGAGCUGAUAGAGGGAGUUCAUCCGUGCUCUCCCCGGGUGGGAUUCGUACCUGGCAGCUUGCAGAUCAGCAGCCCAACCUUCAAGUCACAAGGCUUUAACCCACUACUCCACCGGAGGCUCCUGUGGAAGUAAGUGAGCCAGAGCUUGGAAGAGGUAGAAGAUUACUGCACGAAGUUCUAAUUGCACAUUUUGGCAUUGCAAACCCAUCCUGGUAGAAAACGGGAGCACAUCUGGAUAGCCCUUCUCCUUAUCACACAACCUUUCUGAAAGUACUUUCAGGAUGCAGAUUGUGCUUUCCGCUUAGUGCAUAAGCUUAUAAGCAACUCCUCCCAUUCAUUGCCUCUCAUUGGCCAUGGCCCACUUUAAACUGGAAAAACUGUGCAGUUUUGAGAUUUGAGUAGUUUUCAUGAAAGUCUGCCAUUGCAUGACGUCUUUAUUUAUUUAUUUAUUUUAUUUACCCUAUUUAUACCCUGCCUGUCAAGAGUCAGACGCCAGUUAACAUACAAAACAAAGUUUAUUCCGAAGAUAAGCCAAAAAAUAACAUAAACACAGGAAAUAUCCUUGAAACACUUCACUUUUCAGUGUUUCGAGAGUAGAUUGGACAAUAAUAACUCAAAAACGAGCCACGCUAAUUUCCCAUGCUGGCAUUCAAUAAAAAACUAAAUAACGCUUCAAUUCAGCUUUGGAAAACAAAUAGAGUUAAUUGCUGGAAAAUAAACAAACUAGAAAAGCAGUAAAGCUGCUUCCACGGUGCAGAUAAGCCGAGAGCCUCAAAGGGAUGAUGAAUAGCCGUUGUCAGAAGAAUCCAAGGUCAGGUCAGGAGGCAGCAGAAAUUCCGAAAGACAAACCAAUAGUCAGAAGCCGGGAGUAGCCAUCAGUAAGAGGGCGUAGACAGAAGCCAGGUCAAAUUCAAUCCAAAGUCCGAAGAGGGUGCAGUCAUCCAAAACAGGUCCACAAUAAGACACAGCGAGAGCCAAGCUAGAUGAUAUCAGCAGAUUCAAAUCAUAGUCCAAGUUCAGUCUUCAUGGAAACACAGAGAUCCCAAUGGCGCCUCAGCAACACCUUGCCACACGCAAAGUGCAGUGGCCAAACAUUCCCAUUUUAUUCCCCUUCCUCCUGGGUGACCAAACACUCACACCCAAACACCAGGUGUCCCAAAUCUACUCAGAGUCUGAACUCCACACAGCUAGAGCUCGUGGAUCUGGAGUACCUAGCAAUUCGUCGGAGUCCCAAUCAUCCUGCCCACACUUAGCCCCAUGAACACUUAAAGAACCAUCCUCCCUUCUCCAAGCAUCCCAAUUGGGAUCAGCUCCUGCAGAAACCCCAGGUUCAGAAGUAUCCAUAAGCCCCAAAUCCCCAGACAUCUCCGGUGGCUGUGCCCAUUCAGUGCCCGCUUCCCCAGCCACCACCUGUUCCUCAGCAUCCAUCUCCCCAUCUGAAUCUUCCUCAGAAGAUCCCCCAUAUAGCUCUCUAAGUCGCUUCCUGCGCAACUCCUCCAGUGAACCCUCAUCACGAGGGUUUUUUCUUCCUCUUCGAAUUCCAUCACCAUCAACCAUAAUCCCCGAAGGCGCAGUCACAACACUGCCCUUCUGUACCCCGAAGGGACUCAAGGCAGCUUACAUAUGGCAAUUAAUUCAAUGCCUUAACACAUACAAAAUAUGCUUAAAAUAGAUUAAUUAAAAUUAAUACAUGUUAACAUUUUAAAACAUUAUAUUCAGCAUUAAAAUCACGUUAUCCAAAAACCAUAAUCCAAGGCCAUUCUGUAAUCAUUGCACAUGUGCUAAAUCCAUUAUUGCACUAAGCUAUUCUCCAAAAGCCUGGUCCCAAAACCAAGUUUUUACUUUCCUUCUGAAGACUUGAAGGGAGGGGGCCAAUCUAAUGUCACUAGGAGGGAGUUCCACAGCCCUGUCUCUCUUUCCUGCCAGUCGCAAUUGCGAAGCAGCCAGGACCGAGAGCAGGGCCUCCCCAGAUGAUCUUAAUCUCCAUGAUGGUUUAUAGAGGGAGAUACGUUCAGACAAGUAAGCUGGGCCGGAACCGUUUAGGGCUUUAUAGGCUAAAGUCAGCACUUUGAAUUUGUGCUUGGAAGCAGACCGGCAACCAGUGGAGCUGACAUAACAAGAGAGUUGUGUGCUCCCUGUAAGCCGCUCUGGUGAGCAUCCUGGCUGCUGCUCAUUACUACAUGACUUUAGGUAACGAAGCCAUGUACUGCACUUCCAGGUUUCGAGUAGACAUUAAUCUCUUUACCUCUAAAAACAUUAUUUGUAGAUAACAUAAUAAAGAUAGAUUAUGCAAUCCCCAGCCCUUUUCUUUCUCAUUAGAGUAUUCUGCAAGGGAGUGCUGUAGAUAGCAUGUCUAUGAAAGUAACUGGAGAUAUGAAGCAGAAACGUUUGCCAAAAAUAUAUCGGAAGUAUUUCUAACAAUAAGGAAAUGCUUAUAAAACAAAGGAAAUCCAUAACAAUGCCAGGAAUAACCUACAAAACUGCACAAUUUCCUUGAAUUAAAAUAAAUAAAUAAAGAGGAACCAAGCAGGGCAAAAGUGGGAAAUAAUGGCUGUGAAGCCGAAGGUUCUCUCCAUCUUCUUACCAGAAGUUGAAUGACCUGCAGCUUCGGAACAGGAAAGUGAAGAAAAGUGGUGCCCAAUACAACUGCAACAAAAUUAUUAUUAUUAUUAUUAUUAUUAUUAUUAUUAUUAUUAUUAUUAUUAUUAUUAUUUGCAAAAAGUUUGGCUUACCCUGCAGUAGAACCUGGUAUGAGCACGUGCCGGAAAAGACCAUAGAAAACUGAGAUGCAAAAAUAUUCUGGGAUUAUAGAAUCCAAACAGAUAAACACUUGUCACAUAACAAACCAGAUAUAAUGAUUGUGGAAAAUAAACAUGUUUUUAUUAUGGACAUUGCAGUACCAGGAGACAGUAGAGUUAGAUGACAAUGAGCUGGGAAAGAUCACAAAAUACAAAGACUUACAAAUUGAAAUUGGAUGACUAUGGCAAAAGUGAACAACAGUGGUACCAAUAGUGGUUGGUGCUCUUGGAAGCAUUCCAAGAAACCUUGAAAAGCACUUGAGUCCCCUUAGGGGAGAUUUGAAGAGGUCUUUAGUCUUUUUGAUUACAACUGCAGAAUCCCACAACUAGCAUGAUGGGAUGGGGUGGUAAAUGAUUCAAUAUUUGGUUGGGCUUUGGUUUGAUUCCCUGAGACAAUUAAUUAUAAAAUCAGGAUAAAACAGCAGGAUUAAAAACCGCAUCUCCCUGGAUAGAGCAUUUUGCAUUGGGGUAACCCCCCUCCCCCAAAUCUCUGUACUCUGUUGCCUUACCUCAGCUGGCAGGGACAAGUUUUUCACUGAAGAUGUUAAUGUAUGAAUCAGUACCUAUGGAGACAGGUGAUUCUCCUGUCUAUUCUUAACCAUGGAGGGCUUUAAAGGUCAGCGUCUUAUGUUCUUUGUCUAUUUUUGGCCCGGUCUACACAGGCAACAGAAGGAUACAAUCAAAUGCUGAAAUGAUAAAGUAAAUAGAGACAUUAGCAUGGUAUAGUUGCAAUAGCUGGGAAAGUGCAGCCCAUAUACUACGUGCAGCCCCCCCCCCCCCAAGUUCCAAAGGAUUAAAAAUAUUGCUCCACGAGGCCCCAAAAUCAUACUCUCUCAUCCUCAGACCUCCCCUGAAUAAAUCUUGCCAAGACAACCCCCAUAUAGAUUUUGCCUUAAGAUCAUUGUUAAGUUAGAGAUGACUUGAAGGGACCUGACAACAAACAACAAAAAGUAGGUUGUAGCUCCAGAUGGAAGGUUCCCAUUUUUAAGUGCUACCUCAGGAUUACAAAAUCUGUGAAAAUAUGUGGCAUUAUAUGCAGAACAUUAGGCAAUCAUUCAGUAGUCUAGUAAUCAUAGCCAGAUUCAGAAACUUUAUCCACUUGCUUAGUGACUAACCCAUUAAAAGCCUGCAGUAAAAUAAUCAUAAGAGAUUCAGAGAAUGUCCAGGGAAGCUGGUUGAUAAUAAUUGUAAUAGAAAAAAUAAUGGGCAAGACAGCUGGUUGAUAAUAAUUGUAAUAGAAAAAAUAAUGGGCAAGACAGGUUCUACAUCAGUGUUGUUACUGGGCCAGCAUUGUUAUUUUGUGUUGUGUUGUAUCUGCUGGAGGGAAGAACACUGAAUUUAGACAAGAAAAAGCUUUUAUAUAUUUUAAUCAUUUAAUCAUAGAUGUAGCAUUGUCUUUACACAGGAGACAUGAUAAAUCCAGUGACUGAGGCCCCAUGUACAUUACCAGUGUGAACUGCAUUAUAAUAGUCAGUGUGGACUCAUAUAAUGCAGAUUAAACCACAUUAAACUGGAUUAUAUGAGUUUAUACUCCCAUAUAAUCCACUUAAAUGCAGUUAAUUUGCAUUCUGAAACUGGAUUAUAUGGCAGCGUACAUGAGGCAUGAGAGGUCCAUGUGGCCCCUUUAAGCUUUUGGUAAUCUAUAACCCUAUCUACACUGCCAUAUAAUCCAGUUUCUGAAUCCAGAUUGUCUACUUUGAACUGGAUUUUAUUGCAAUAUAAACUCAUAUAAUCCAGUUUAAAGCAGAUAAUCUGAAUUCAGAAACUGGAUUAUAAGGCAGUGUAGAUCCAACCAAAGUCCAAUAACAUCUGGCAGUCAAAUUGAAACUUUCAGAGUUUAUAGAUAACAAAUAAAUGUCAAUAAAUCUUGCACACAGCUUUUAUGCAAGGUGCUCAGAGAAGUCUGACACAGUCUUGAAAACCAGCAGAUUGGGAGUGAGUGGAAGGAGAUAAUGUAACCAAAAAUGGAUAGAAAGAAUCUCUGCAAAGCAUUUAAAGGAAUUUAGACUGGCCGCCGUAUUAAGAGUGAUUCCAGAAAUGCAUCUGGGACCAUUGAAUUUUGACCUUGGAGAGAGUGCAGGGAGACUGAGUUGUUUCAAGAAAAGUCUCAUAAUAAAAUUGAUGUCUGAAAAUCUGAGUAACACUUUUACCUUUAAAAACCUAGAUCUCUGCUGGAAGCCAUUUUCUGUCCUUUGUUAACAAAAAGGAGUUUUAUUGCUUUCAUAUUUUGUUCUGCUUCAGUCUUGGGAGGCUUUUUUCCUGCACUGUUCAGCUUACAUUUUCAGGAAACCACAUGCCAAGAUAUUUAUAUGAAUCUAGUUAAUCAGUUAUGUAAUUCCUUAUAGGCCAGAGGUAUGUGACCUCACUUGGGGAGGGCAUAGUGUUUAUAUUUUAAGUGACAAUUUCAAGGUUUUUUUUAAAAAAAUUACAUGUGAAAACCACUUAGUAAUUUAUUGAGACCCAAAUGAUUCUGAAAAAUCAAAACAGCAUAAUCCGCGUAAAGAGCGAAGACUUUGGAAAACCAGAUUUGGGUGGAUAUGAUGGCAAUGUCACCAAAGCAAAGGGCAGGCUAUUUAUAAAUAUGAAAUAAAAUUGGAGCAAAACAAUUGUUUAACACCUUGAGAGGUGUUAUUAACUAUCCUGUUAGUAAAAUGUCAUAGAUUACCUCCACAAACAUGGCAAAUGCAUUAUGAUAAAACAACUGAAUCAGAAAUAAAAGCCUUCUAUUGUUAGAAUAUUGUUCUGACUAACUCCAUAGAUAUAGAGCUGAAGGUAGAUUUUAAAUCAAUAAAAGCUAUAAAAAUGUUCAUCUCUUUUCAGCACAGAAUAUUUAUGUGCUAAAUGGGCCAAAAGCAAGCAGGAAUCAAGGGAGCUGAAGUGCGUCAAAACAGAUAUUUUCCUCCCUCAGAAUAUCAUUAUCACAGAUUCAUGCUUUAAAUUUGAGUCCUGAAAAGAUGGUAUAUGUAAUGAGUCCUUGGUAUCUAUUAGAUUUUGAGUCCAGGACUUCCAUUGAUACAAAAAUCAAUUGAUGCUCAGAUCUCAUUAUAUACAAUGAUGGAUUAAAAUGGUGUCCCUUAUAAAAAAUAAACCAAAAUUUAAAAACACGAUUUUUGGUGUGUGUGUGUGUGUGUGUGUGUGUGUUUGUGUUUGUUUAUUUUCAAAUUUAUUGGUAGAAUUCAUGGAUGCAGAAUUGUAAAUAUAGUGAAUUGGCUGUGCCUCCACAACUAUAGAAAGCAAGCUGAUAAGACAAUGUAGUAAUUGGAUCAUAUGAAGGAUCUUUCUUGCAAAUUUGAAAAAUAUAAGACUUCAAGCAGGUCCUAGGAAUGUUGAUUUGUUUAUCUAAGGCAGUGGUUCUCAACCUGUUAGUCCCUAGAUAUUUUGGCCUACAACUCCCAGAAAUCCCAGCCAGUUUACCAGCUGUUAAGAUUUCUGGGAGUUGAAGUCCAAAACAUCUGGGGAUGCACAGGUUAAGAACCACCGAUCCAUGGGAAAAAAGAAAGCCAGCAAGAGAAACCACCAGCUGUUUUACAUUGGUGGAACUCUGGAGAAAUGCCCUAACUUUUGCUGAAAUACAGGCCGAGUAUCUCCUAUCCAAAAUGCUUGCUUCCAGAAGUGUUUGCGUUUCAGGUUUUGUUUUGUUUUGAAAUACUUGCACGUACAUCAUGAGGUAUCUUGGAAAGGGGAUCCACAUCUAAACAUAAACUUGUCAAUGGUGUCACCCACAUGGAUAGUUUUGGAUUUUGGCGCCUUUCAGAGUUUGGAAUUCCAGAUAAGGGGUACUCAACCUGCAAUAAUUCCUCAUCAGUAUCAUUCGUAACAGUAAGCCAUUGAAGAGUAUGAUACGAUAGGGAAGGCAAGCAAUCAGUUUUGGAAAAUAAAUGAAUUAUUUAAAAGGCAGAGAGAGGAUCUUCCCAAAUACAGUAUUAACUAUAUGACAACCCAGACUUCUAUUGCUAGUACUUUUCAGUAUGUGUGACACUACCUGCCAAAAGGGUUUAAUGCAUUAGUACAUCUAACCAUGUUGUAUUUCCUCUGACAGUCUGAAAUGGUUGAAUCAUCCAUUCCACCAGCAAGGAUGUCUUCAUUUCUGCCCUCAUCUUGCUCUGCUACAUGUGUAGAGCAUGACAUUGUGACAAAAGGACAAGAAUAGCCAUAGCUCACAUUAAUAAGUGAAUCUGCCACAUUCUUGCCUCUAAUAGUUCUGCUUGAAAAUCUGUAUCAUACAUUUUUCAAAAGAGGAAGACUGUGUUAGUCAGUCUCCCUUUGCUGUAUAUUAAUUUUUGAAAUAGUCAGAUUGAAGUAGUGUAAAAAAAUUUAAAAGCCCAAGAAGGAUAUGUAGUUCAGGGGGAGAGAAAAUUGCACUUUCUAAAUGCUAAAUGGAACCAACGCCCUUAAGGAAUUGCCCCUUGCGUGGCUGAAUAACUUCCAUCCUGCCUCUCUGUCUUACACACACUGUGUAGAGACAAGCUUUUAAUAGUAGGCAUGUUCAGUGAAGUGAAAAGCACUGAACACAAAAGAACACUCAGUGCUGAAAUUAUGAUGUAAGAAACCUACACAUGUAAAAAAAAAUCAUUCAGAACCUUCUCUGAUUAACUGUGAAUCCUAAUGGAUGACAUUUCCUAAAUUGGUGAUGGCAGUUUCUGAACUUAUAUUCUGUCAUGAAUAUGUACUUCACGCUAAGACUAGGUCGAUGUGAUUGCUGAAUUAUUCAUCUGAAGAAAUUUUAUUCUAAAAUGAUAUAUUGCUUUGCCCUAUAUAUAUUCUUAGCAGUGUUAAUACAUAGGGAAGGGGGCGUCAUCCAGGAUAGCCACAAACUUGUUACAGAUCUAUAUGAGCACAACCCAUGUUAAAUGUAGCUAUAGCAGGUGAAAUUAUUCAAACCCUACCAUAAACCUUAGUUGAGCUCUAUGGAUUAAUAAAAAUGGCUGGUAAACACAAUGAAGAUCACCUGCAUAACUUGUUGUACUACAGGUUGAGCAUCUCUUAUCUGGAAUUUCAAAAUCUAAAAUAUCAAAAUCUGAAAUUCUCCACAUGGUUGGCUGCAGUAGCGACACCUUUGAAUCAGUUUUCACACGCUUCGUUUCAUGUACAAAACUAUUAAAAUAUUGCAUGAAGUUGCCUUCAGUCUAUGUGUAAGGUGGUUAUUAAACCCAAAUGAAGGUUGUGUUUAGACCUGGGUCCUAUCUCCAAAAAACCUCAUUAUGUACACUACAUAUAAAUUCAGGUAUUAAUCCAAAUCACUUCUUAUUCCAAUCAUUUUGGGGAAGGGAUACUCAACUUAUAUCAUUCUUCUGUAGUAGAACUUAUGCAACAAAUUUAUAGGGACAUACAACCUCAUCAAAUGGAGCUAUUUUCAGCUGCAUAUGCCAGUUCAGCUGUAGUUUUGCCAUGGAGCCUGCCAGCGCCUAUCCCAUGAUGUACAGCUACUUCCAGGAGGGCUCUGUGACUAAACUACAGUUGAACUGCUGUAUGCCACCACUGUGGCAACAUGGGAAGCUUCCCAUCUUGAAUUGGCAACAGUGGAGGGAAGCCUGGCAGCAAACGCUUCCCCCCAUGGGAUAUGGGGGUUCCAGUAAGUCGGGCAAUGCAGGGCAUGGGGUGAUUAGUUCCCCAUGCCCCCUGAUGGACACCACCGGAUUUGCCCCAAUCUGUGGUGAUUCCGGCAGCCAAUAUGUUGAGAGUGAAGCUCCUUUUUAAUAAGACCAUUUAUGAACUGCCCAGUCCUUCUUUCUAAUUCAUCCUCUAACUGGAUGUUUUUUAUUUAGUAGCAUCAACAUUGGACAGAUGUUGAAGACGUGCUGUAGAAACACACAUUGGGCUUUAGCAACAUGUCUGUAGUAAACAGUGCAAUAAAGCCUGAUCUGGAAAAGAAUGGGAUUCUCCUUUUACUAGUCCUACUGUAAUAAUGUGUACCGGCCUACAACUGGCAAAGUUCACAGCAGCUGACUCCAGAAUCCCUAACUGGGCACAUAUUAAUUUCAAGACAGAGAAAAAAGGGGAGAGCAGAUACGUUUGACUCAACAGCUUUCCCCAGCAUAUUAAAGAAAACAGUGCUCUAUACGUUUGGCCAUCAAAAUGUAAAUCUAUAACAAAAGGAGGCAGUUGAAAGACAAAGUUAUCUUUGGUUGGAUUUUAGAAGAAACCUUAUAAAAGGUUCAAAUUGUAAGCAAAACUUACCUGACCUAGUUGUAUCAUUUAACGUGUUUCUGUUGUUAGUUUUGGGAUGAAAGUUUUCCAAAACACAGUGAAAUGAAUUUGGGGUCUUUUAGAUUUAGUGACUUAACCCUAUUUUCAUGCUACCUUAUUUAUUCGAUUCUAAGAUGCACUUUUAUUUUAUUUUAUUUUAUUUACAGCAUUUAUAUUCUGCCCUUCUCACCCCGAAGGGGACUCAGUGCGGAUCACAUUACACAUAUAAGGCAAACAUUCAAUGCCUUAACAUAGAACAAGGACAAACAAACAUAGGCUCCGAGCGGCCUCGAACUCAUGACCUCCUGGUCAGAGUGAUUUAUUGCAGUUAAUUGCAACUGGCUUGCUCUCCCGCCUGCGCCACAGCUCGGGCCUUUUCCUCCUAUAUAAACAUAUAAAAUGGGAUGUACCUUAGAAUUGCAGAUGCUUUUUUAUUUAUAUGCUGGCAUAUACAAUUUCAGUACCACCAACACAAUCAAUGGCAUCUGAAUUGAAGAAAUAAGGUAUUUCUAUAACUGAUACCAUAUUUUCUGUAAAAGAAGUAAUGUCCAGGAACUUAUCUACAUAGUAGAUAAUAGUAUUUAUUUUGCUUAUUUUCAUUAUUAAUUUAUUUUUAUCCUGCCUUUCCUGAUAUAGUAGUAGUAGUAGUAGUAGUAGUAGUAGUAGUAGUUUUCAUAAAAUUGCUCCAUCCAGUUCCUUCUUCAGUGGAGUAUCUGCUUUUUUGUACAUGUAGUAGUGUUUAUUACUAAAUCUCAAGGUGAAUAGAGUUAUCAUAAAGUGAUUAUGGUAUGUUAUGUCUGAAGAAAAUAUGUGCUAUUCAUAACCAUAUGUCUACAAAUGUAGAAAAUAUACCGGACUGCUUUGACUACACUGAAAAUCUUAUGUCUUCUUUCACCCAUAGUUCACUUUUGAAACUUUCCUUUGGUUCAAAAGUUGCCUGCCAUGCUGUGUGUGAGAACUUUCUGUUCAAUAUUUGGGGAUGAAAAAAAGCCAAAAGGCCUGCUGGGGCUAUCUAUGUGUUUCUCUGGAUCACAGCCAUGAUAACUAAGCAUAACCGCUUGCAUAUGUAUCUUAAACAAUACAUUCAAGGGAUUUGCUCUGGGUUUACAAUUCUAACCUUUUUAAAUAUUGUCCUCAAGGCAUGGGUUUCAGUUCAUUCACUAAGUCUCUAAAAAUAGAGAUAAAUCUGGUAGCUGCUACCUUGAUGAAGCUUUUUAGGGGGUGCACAAUUAUUUUUCAAGUAACACUUUUCAAUUUAUUUAAGACAUUUAUACACAUACAACUAAUUGCAGCAAUGAAUACCAGAUACAAUGGCCUGGCCACAGAAGGCACUGCAGUUAAAAUAUCUAAACUGAUAUGGAAACUUGGAGAAAAAUAUUUUUCAUGGAUGUGCUUCUUACUACUAGGCUGAAUUUCAUAACUUAUAAUCCAGGCCUGCAUUGCCUGUGGCCUGCCAGGUGUUUGGGACUGCAACUCCCAGAAGCCCCAACCAGCUUAUCCAAUGGUCAGGAAAUCUGGGAGCUGAAGACUAAAACAUCUGGAGGCUACAGGUUGUGCAGGCCUGCUAUAAUCCUUGGCUAUAGUGGGUGGGUAGUUGAAUGGAACCCUUUUCAGGGCUGCAUCUACAUGGUAGAAUUGAUGCAGGUUGAUACCAUUUUAACUGCCGUGACUCAAUGCUAUGGAAUCACAGGAGUUAUAGUUGGGUGAGACGUAUUGAAGCAAAUUACAAACAGAAGGACAGGUCAUAAAGGAGUGGUGUGAAAAACUGUGAGAGGCAAGACUCCUGUCCUUUUCAUGAAUAUGCAGAAGAGGGAAUUUCAGUGAGUAUUGUUUGUUAACUGGUUCCAUGGCAAGACAUUCUUGCUGAAAUUUCCUCUUUUAUACAACCAUUUAAAACAGAGCCCUGUGUUUGAUUUCACCUGGACAUUUCAGCUUUUCCCCAAUCCAUCCUCAAGAAACUCUCUUUUUUCCUGUAACAGUUUUGACACUUCAGACAAGAAAAGACAGAGAUAUAUCCACAGUAACUGGGAAGGGCAUACAAGGGCAGCUGUCCUCAUCUGCAGCUGUACCUUUCUCCACCCCCACAAAGGGAGAUGUGAAGCAUCCUAUAGAUCCUAAGUUACCCUCUCUGUAGCUAUAGGGUUGUAGCCAUAAAACAGUUUUAGUUCUCUUUCAAUUACCUGUGCUCAUUUUCUGAGAGAAUCAACAGCAGGGGCUCCUAGGAAAAUGUCUUUUAAGGAAAGAAAAAUGAAUCUCUGAAAAAUCGUGUAAUGACUUUUACAAUUUACGAUGUUGCAUAUGCCAGAUGGUUGUAUUUUGUCAACAAGAUCUUAGUAUUUUAUGGCUUAAUAUCUAUAUUCAGUCAUUGUAUCCAGGCACUUUUAGAACAAUUGGCCUUCCAAGGCAAUAUUUAUUUUAUAAAAGAUUAUUUUGUCUCCUUGUUAUUGCUAAUGAUUUUGAUGGUCUGAGGUCAUAAAGUAUUUUUUAUCAUUUCUUGAUCAUUGUUUCUGCCAGUGUUUGUGUAAACAUUUUGGGACUGGAGGGAAAUUUUCCAAAAUGUUGAUGCAAACCAUGCUCCAGAGUUAUUGCUGUUUCCCAUCUUUGGGCAAACUUCUGCACAGCAGAAUGGUUAAUUUGUGGCUUCAGUCAUAGCGGCAUAUUGCCGGCUUCAUGGAGUGAUAUUAUUACUAUGCAUGUACUGUGGGUAAGCACUUGUGUCAGUAAUAACAAUACAUAGGUCCUGCACAACACUUGGAAAUUUACUUUGGGGACUUCAGCUCCCAGAACCUCCCAGCCAGCAUCGACACUGGGCAAUUCUGGGAGUUAUAAUAGUAAAGAUAUGAGAGGGAUUUUAUAACAAAUGUUUUGCGCUCUUCCACCAUUUCUGGGACUACCUGGGUCUUUUUAAACCCAGAAGACGCCUUCUUUAGAACAGGAAUUGACCCUCUGUCUACUCUUCAUUUUUACUUAAAAAAUCUCUCCUAGUUGUAAAAUGGCCCAGUGUGACCUAUCAAGUGAUAAAUGCAUCCAAGCCUCCUAAAUGUGAUUUGGGGGCAAAAUUAUUUUUUAAAAAUGCCUGGGGCCACAAAGAGCUCACACUGGGCACAUUCUUGUUUUAUGACUACUGCAACAUCAACUCUAAUUCCUCAUCCUGCUCCUUUUCUUCCUCAAACACCUAGUCAGCCCUUAACUGCAGAUCAUGUAAAACAGGAAUGGAAUUCAUGUAGCUCUCCAGAUAUUUUUGGGUAGUAACUCCCAGCAUAGCCAAUAAUGAGGACUUCUGGGAAUUGCUGUUCAGUAACAUUUGAAAGGCUGCAUGGUUUCCACAAACCACUAUCCAUUAUACUUAUUAGAGUCAGAUGAUGAAUUCAGCAAAGGUGAUACCUUAUAUAUUAUUAAGCAAUGAACACCAACCAUAAAAACACUGAAAUUAUAAUAUGGUUUGUGUAUAUAUACAUUUAUAAGUGUUGUUAUCAGAUCAUCUUUACUGCACCCCUUUUCUGAUAUGAAAAUAUCUAUCUUUCUGUCUAUCUGUCUUUUAUUCCCACUUUUCUUCCAUAUUGAACCCGAAGCUAUGUGUGUAUAUGGAGGAAGGUUUAUGCAUAGCUGUCUGCUUUCCUCCUUUACAAGUUGAUACAUGUUCAGAAGAGUGUCUCACUCCACUCCACCUAGAAGAUUUCCAAAAUUUGGGAAAAAUAGAUUGCCUGUCCUAGAAUCUUGCAAAUAGCAUUGUCUUUUUUAAAGCUCUAAUGUUUCCAUAUUGUAAGCCAUUGAUUCCUCACCAUAAGCUUGUGGCUGAGGCUGAUGGGAUUUGAAGUUCGAGACUAUAUGGAGGACUGACCUUUGCCUACUCUUAGAUAUAAAUAGUGAGGAAAUGACCUUUAGAUUGGAGAAUAAUAAAAAGCAGCUUGUGAGCUCUUUUCUAAAACAAUAAAAAGGGCAUAACAUGUAUGGAGGUAUCCUAAAGCAGUCUUCCCAAACAUCCAGAGCUCAAGAUAUAUUGGACUACAACUCCUAUCACCAUCAGCCAGCCUAACCAACUGAUGAGCAUCAUAGUCCAAUAGAUUUAUUUAUUUAUUUACAGUAUUUAUAUUCCGCCCUUCUCACCCCGAAGGGGACCCAGGGCGGAUCACAUUAUAUACAUAUAGGGCAAACAUUCAAUGCCCAUACACACAUAGAACCGAGGCAGAGACAGACGCAGAGGCAAUUUAACCUUCUCCUGAGGGGAUGUUAAAUUCUGGCCAAAGGGGGAGCAGCUGCUUCAUCAUCCACUGUGAUGGCACUUCCUCAUUCCAAAGUCGUAAAUUAGUUAAAUUUGCCUCCCCAUUUUAUAAGUGGUACCUUAUUUCCUACUUGAUAGAUGCAACUAUCUUUCGGGUUGCUAGGUCAGCAACCAGCAGGGGCUUUUUUUUAAAUUUUUAAUUGACGGGUGCUCACCCCAUCACAGGCUGUCCUCGAACUCAUGGUCAGAGUGAUUUAUUGCAGCAGGCUGCUCACCAACCUGCGCCAGAUCUGAAGCAUGCCAGGUUAAGUAAGGUUGCCCUAGACCAGUGGUUCUCAACCUGGGGUCCCCAAACAAUUUUGGCCUUCAACUCCCAGAAAUCCUAACAACUGGUAGACUGGCUAGGAUUUCUGGGAGUUGUAGACCAAAAACAUCUGGAAACCCCAGGUUGAGAACCACUGCCCUAGACUUAAACAUCUGGCCUGAGUCUUUCAGCUCAGCUUCCUGGUUGCUAGAAUGAACCAGGAGCAUUUACUGUUAUUAGUUAGGUUACCUUUUGUCUUUUUGUAGGAGCCUAUGAAGGCAGACAUUGUAGGUGGUAAAUGUUUUCAGCUGAAUAAUUCAGAAAGUUCAAAUUGAAAGUAAUAUGUGUCUCAUUAAAUCAUUGAAAACUCCAGAUAGAGAUUAAAAAUGCAGUAUUUCUUAGAGAAUAUUAAAGAGACCAAAUUAAAAGUUGCCAUUCUAACCAGGGAUCUCCUAGAUAUCAUUUCUUACUAUGGUGAUUGGAAAAUUGAAUGCUUUCCAACAUCAGCCCAUUUUCUGAAAAUAAUAAUCAAAUUUCCAGGGCUGUGGCUUUCGGCAUAACCCUUGUUGACGGCAGUUUAUGGGAAAGACUGAUUUUCUACCCAAUUUAAGCAUCUAAAAUAUGGAUUUGAAAACUUGUUCAGUUCUUUUGUGGAAUUACAUGAUAAAGACGAGCAGAGCUAUGGUACCAAGUACAAUAGCACAGCCUUUCAAUAAAAGGACAUAUCUGUUUCCAAACAACUUGGCAAAGAUUCUGAGUGAAUAAAAGCUAUACUUUGCUGCCAUAAGAAGAGGGAUUCUCUUUCCAUUACUUUUAGGUUAAGGUUUCCCUGGAGUCACAAGUACUAUUUGCUGGUUGUGUCACUGCUCAUUUGUAUGAUUGUGUUUGUUUUUAGGCAAUAAUGAUACAGAUAGAGAUAUGUGUCAAUGUGUAACCAUAGCUCUGCAGCUGGGUGAAAUACAUUCUUCCUAGCAAAUGUCAGUGAUGAGUAAUAAGGAAAUGAUGUAUUGCAGAAUGAGCUUUCCCAUCCAUCUGUAACUCUAGCAUGACUGGGCUGAAAGAGAAGGGGAGCUACAAAUCGAAUCUUGCAUUGCAUUUUCUCAUUUAAGAAUUUUCUAGUUAUCGGGAAUACACAUGAAUCAAAUUUCAACUUCUGUUAAUUGUUGAAAUACCUUACCAGUUCUAAUAUUGCAGUCAACAAGAUUCAGGCACCAUACUUAUGGCUGCAUUUAAUUUUUUUAAAUAAAAAGUUCUAGUUGAAGUCAAACUAACUUUAAGGAUCUUAUUAGUUCUUUCAUAACUGCCUCUACAAAUCCUAAUCCAUCUGAUGUUUUGCUGUCUAUUUUGAUUUAUAACUGAAUCAAGGUACAAAAAGUCUUUAGCAGUUUCAGUGUAUUCAUUACAGUAGAGUCGCACUUAUCCAACAUAAACAGGCCGGCAGAACGUUGGUUGGAUAAUAAGGAGGGAUCAAGGAAAAGUCUAUUAAACAUCAAAUUAGGUUAUGAUUUUACAAAUUAAGCACCAAAACAUCAUGUUAUACAACAAAUUUGACAGAAAAAGUAGUUCAAAACUCAGUAAUGCUAUGUAGUAAUUACUGUAUUUACAAAUUUAGCACCAAAAUAUCACAAUGUAUUGAAAAUAUUGACUACAAAAAUGCCUUGGAUAAUCCAGAAUUUUGGAUAAGCGAAUGUUGGAUAAGUGAGACUCUACUGUAUCCACUUUAAAGUUAUGUAAAUUAACUGUGAUCAUUAUUUUUGUUUUCUCGGUAUUUAGCUCAGACCUGUUUUUGCACUUUCUUCCUUGAGUUUCCUCAGUAGUCAUUCCACAUCCUGUAAUUUUUUGCUAGUUUUAGUAUUAUCUGCAUAUCUUGUACAGUUGAUGUUUUCUUCUCCAAUUUUCAUUCCUCCUUUUUCUGGAGCUAAUCCAGGCUUCCAUGUGAUAUGCUCACAUAUAAUCAAGAAGUACCAUAGUGCCAUGGUAGAAAUGAUUAAGAUUUUUUAAAAAUGUUUGAAUUAGGUAAUGUAUUACUUUUCAGCAACUCAUUUCCCAUCUCCAAGAAGUAAGAUCGCAUAAAAAAGACUUCUACUUCUGAACAAACAUGGAUUUCACAGCAAAAAUAGUUUUCUAAAAUUAGACUAUAUGAACCACUGUGCUUAUCCAAAAGUUGCUUUCUUAUUGCAACUGAAAUCUGUUUUCUCGUCAUCACAGUCAGUGACACCAACUUGUACAAAGUUACAAUUUGUUGCUAGUACUUGAGAUUAAAUUACUUUGAAUAUUUGCCAGUUCUUCCCUUGCCUGUCCUGUAUGAUAGGGAUUUGAAAUUAUUCUCUUCUUUGGCAGCAGGGGUUCUGGGACUUAGGUUAUGAUGUUGUAACUUGACCAGGACCACACAGCUAAUUCAGAGUUAAGUGAGGGUUUGAACAUGGCAUCUAGCCCAGUGCUGUCUUCAGCCAAUCCAUUUUAUUAUUUUAGCCAAAGACCAUAAUGACCUAGGUAAGAAGCAAACAAAUCCAAACAUCUGUAAAGCAUAUGCCAUGCUUUAAUGCAGAUUUCCUCAAGCUGCUGCUGUCCAGAUGUGUUGGACUACAAUGUCUAUAAAUCCACAACCAGUUGGUGAUAAUGGCUAUUUCAGUCCCACAGUACCAAACUCUAGAGAAUACUAUUUUAGAGAAGAUUGUUUUACUGUGAAAUGAAAUGAUUGUCCUAAAAUAAAUUGCCUCAGAAGCAACAUAAAAAAUGAAGUUUUUUUAAUACAUCACUCUUUUACAAUGCAAAUUCAAUUUGACAAAAUUGCAUUGACUUAACCUUUCUUUCUAUGAAGCAUCACUAUGAUAAAAUUCAAUAUUUGAAUUAACAAAAUUGCAUUGAUUCGGCUCUCGCUGCAGGAUAGCAUGGACAGAAUCUUCAAGACAGAUAUUUUCCUAAAUAUAAUGUGUGCCAUUUCAAGUUUUGAGUAAGGACCUAUCUAUACAGGCCACAAAAUCUGGAGCUGGUCCAAAGCAUUUGGCUUUGGAUCAGCCCUGGAUUCUGUCAAGGUUUUAAAAGCUCUCCAUUCCUGAACCAUAAUGGGAACAGAACAGAGUUUGGUUCCACUGGAUAGUCACCCUUACCUUUGUCACUGUUUGUCACUGCAGCGGCAUUCACAGAGCUCUAGAGAGCUCAUGGCUGUCACUAGGCACUUUUGCUGAUUUCAGCAAAGGCACGCGGACAACUUGGAGAGGGUAGGUAGAAAGGAGGUGGGUUCUCCUUUCUCCAGAUCAUGCUGACAUCUUUGCUGACAUCAGCAGAGGCAUCCAGCAUUAGCUAGGAGCUCUCCGGAGCUCCAUGAUCACUGCUUCAAGUGACAAAGAAUGACAAAGUGAAAUGCACUCUCCUUUUCCUCCCAUGGGGAAAAUGGGAUGGUGGCAUUGACCCAUGUGAAUAGUAAAACUGGUUCUAAAUCAGAACUGGGUCAGACGUUCGCACCAAUCCCAAAAUACUGGACUGCUCUGGAGUUUCAGGAAAACUCCAGAACAUUCAUUGACUUUUCCUAACACAGAAUAAAAACGUUGUUGUAUGUCUUUCGGGCUGUUUGGCCAUGUUCCAGAAGUAUUCUCUCCUGACGUUUCGCCCACAUCUAAAAACGGUUUACUGGUUUUACCACAUAUUUGGGGCCAGAAGUCCCUGGAUGUCAUCUCAUGCCCAAAGCAAUUUUGGCCCAGUUCCAGGUAUGUGGCCCAAUAUAAUAUGUAAUGUGGACGGGAAUGGGCAAACUUUGGCCCUCCAGGUGUUUUGGAUUUCAAUUCCUACCGGCUGUUAGGAAUUGUGGGAGUUGAAGUCCCAAACAGUUGGAAGGCCGAAGUUUGUCCAUGCCUGCCCUAUAUGAUAGGUUAAGCCUAAAGAUAUUUUGCAGGAAACUAUUUAUUUAUUUAUUUAUUUAUUUACCGUAUUUGUAUCCUGCCCUUCUCACCUCAAAGGGGACUCAGAGUGGCCUUACAAUAGGCAAUAAUUCAUAUUCAUUUGGUUCCUCUAAUUCAGUCCUCAGGUGUUUUGUGGGUCCUCAGGUGUUUUGGUCUACAACUCCCAGAAAACACAGGCAAUUGCUGUUAGGAUUUCUAGGAGUUGAAGGCCAAAACAUCUGGGGACCCAAAGGUUGAGAACCACCACUCUAAUUAGCCUCUCCCAUCAGUGGAAUGGAGAAGGUCUGAUUCCUGUGACACCCUAAUUUCAAAAUUGGAUGGGUGGAAGUGUGCUCUUGCAAUGUUGGAUUACAACUAAGUCAGGAUAUCUGCAACUUUGCUCUACUUCAUAAUGAGAUAUUCUGUGGACUCUCUGAUUGCAAUCGGUUCCCAAGAAUGCCAGCUAUUAAUGUGGACACUGUUUCUGUUCGUGCUACUUCCCAUAUGUCCUUUCUUCAGCCAUUGAUCUGCUUAGAGCAGCUUUUAAAAUAAUGCUAUAUCUGUAAUAGCCGCAUGUUGGAUUCGGAUGCCAGGAGAUCAGAGUUCAUAAUCCCCCCUUGGCUAUGGAAGCACACUGGGCAAGUCACACUCUCUCAACCUCAGAGGAAGGCAAAGUCACUCCCCCCAAAGAAAUCUUGAAUCUGAAAUUACUUGAAAGUACAUAUCAACAACAAUAUUUGUAAUGUUAGCAUGUGUGGGUUCAUAACAACAUACAUUGGUCUGCCUGAGCAUUUACUUAGAACAAAAAUCUGUGUCAUCAGUUUACUUUCUGGCACAAUUUUCUGUAUUGUUUGGCCAUGUAAGCCAAUUCCCAAAGCAUCCUGUAGACAUUUACCUGUAGAUGAGUCUUAUUUGGGUAUGGGAUAUGCUACAUUUUAAAUAAAGGAUGCAGUAUUUAUUUCAGAAUGUAACUCUUAUAUGUUAUGACAUCCAGAAAGAAGUGAAAAGGAAAUUCAGUAGCAGUUACAGAUUGCAUUUGUUUUUCUGACCCUUCCCAUACAUUAUGUCAGAGCCGGGCAACUUCAGAGAGUCUGGGAGGCAGUUUCUUCUGCCAUUGUACACUCUAAGGACUACACGGACUGCCAAAAAUGCAAAUAAAAAUGGGAAAAGAUGACAUUGGGAGCUACAAUCUCUUAUUACAAAUGGAAGCACAAACAUUUGGAGCAUUUUAAGAAAGGCAAAUCACUCCUUGUUCCCUCAAAAGUCUAAAGAAGUCAGGGGUCACAAAAACAAUAGGGAUUUGGUUCAUAUUUUAAUGCAUAAUAUUUCAUUUUUGUAAAACAAAUCUAAUGACUGAUGUGUGGGGAUUGAUCCAUUGCUUGGAAAAGUUACACUGUUGAAACAGUUCCAUUAAGUGGGUCAUUCUAGGAGCUAUUUCUAGUUGCUUUUGUGACAUGCCUUUAAAUCAAGUCCAACUUAUGACAACCCUUCCAUAGUGUUUUCUUGACAAGAUUCAUUCAGAGAAGGUUUCCCAGUCCCUUCCUCCAAGGCUCACACAACUUAAUCUGCCAAAGACCACCCAGCUGAUGUUACAUAGCUGAGUUGGCUCUAGUUUUCGUAGACCUAGUCUAAGCAUUAAAACCACUACACAACCACACUCUCCUGAGAACUGUUGUUGUUACUAUUGAUAUUGUGAGCCUUGAACCUAAGGCAAACCAAUUACUUUUGAGGGGUUUUUGGGGGGUGGGGGCAGGAUUUGUUCAGGGAGGGGUUGUGUGUCUUACUCAAGGUCAUCCAGUAGGUUUCCAUGGCUGAGUUGGGAGUCAAACCCUCGUCACCCGUAGUGCAACCCUAGUGCAACACUCAGACUACUAUACCAAGAGGAUUGUAGUCCACUCAAAAAUAGCUGUUACAAGGUUUGCCACAGCUUGGAAGUAGAGCACUGCUGAAUGUACAAAAAGUCCCUGGUCUGAUCCUUUGCACCACUUGUGAAACGAAUCAAAUAUCAGAUGGUGAGGUUUCUGAGUGAGACCUUGAAGAGACAUUGACAAGAAAAACUGACAGUCCUGAGCCUACCCACUUCCUAGGUUUAUCUGAAAAUGAAGGCAAUAUUAGAAUUGUGGGAAAUAAAGGAAAAUAUUACUGUUGGGGUAGAAUUCCAAGAAGUGGAUAUGUUUGAAGAACAAUAAUUCAAACCUGCAAUAGCCUAGAUAUCCUCUUUAGUUAUCUCUACAAUGAACCUUGAUCUGUUCUGCAUAGCUCAUGAAGUCUCUAGACCAUAGUGUGGUUUAGAAGUGGUUUUGACUGCCCUAGCUUCUCUCCCUGUGCUGAACCAUAUAGCUGUCAGAGAUCCCCAAUUUAAUAGGUCUUCUAUAUUAAAAGGUUUCCUUUUCUAGACCAAUAGCAUGCCCCCAUACAUGCCGAUCUUGUGUUACCUUUCUGCUGGCUAUUAUUUGUUUUCUAAAAUGUUGGUGUUUACUGUUCUUGUGUGUUUGUGCAAUAUUUUUAAAAGGUUGUUUUAACAUAAUAACAUAUAAUGGAAUUCAUUCAGGCAAUGCAAAUGGGUAUCUAUUUUGUACACUGUACCAGUUGGUAUUUUGAAAAAAAAUGGUGCUAUCUAGACAUUGUAGAAAGAUCACCAAUCUUUGUUUUUUUAAUGUAUUUACAAUUGUUACAUAACAGGUUCUAAGAGAAUGGGUGCAUCUACAAUGUAGAUUGUACUACAGUAUACCCUCUUGCAAAUAAAGGAAAGAAAGAAAGAAAGAAAGAAAGAAAGAAAGAAAGAAAGAAAGAAAGAAAGAAAGAAAGAAAGAAAGACAUAGGGUCAAUCCUAUAUACAGAAGCAAUACUGUCUAGAGCAGGUUAGGGCCACAAUAAAAAUGAGAGAUAGCUAGACACACCAUCUGUUAACAAGCAGGAAACCUGUGCAUCAGGCUGCUGAGGUGACUAUGGGUGCAUCUACAUUAGUGGGGUUCAACCUAUGUGUCCCCUGGUGUUUUGGUCAGUUUACCAGCUGUUAGGAUUUUGGACAGUUGAAGGCCAAAACAUCUGGGGAUGCCAGGUUGAGAACCACUGAUCUACAUUGUUGAAUGAAUGCAGUGUGACAUCACUUGAACUUCCAUGGCUCAAUGCUAUUGAAUUCUGUGAUGUGUAUUUUUAUGAGGCACCAGCGCUCAUUGGAAGAGAAGGCUAAAGACAUCAUAAAACUGCAACACCCAUGAUUCUAUAUAGCAUUGAGCCAUAGCAAUUAAAGCGGAGUCAAACUGCAUUAAUUCUACUGUCCUCUCUGCCAUGUAUUGUUAUUUUCUAGCUGUAUUCCAGGGGUUCUAUGCAUGUUUCUCUGGACUACCAAGAAUUUUUUUCUUUUCCAGGGAGAGAGUUCAGUGUCUUUUGAAUUCCAAGAAAUGUCCAAAGCUUCCUUUAUUGCUUAUUUUCAGACUCGACAAAUAACAUUUUUCUCACUUUUAUUAAAUGGUAAAUGCAAUUUUUAUAUUUAUUCUUUCAUUCCUGAUAGGUUUUGUGACAGGAUUUGGUCUUUCUGUUGUGUCUUAGCCUAAGAAAUAGUUAAUUUUUUUGUUUCCUAUUUCCUCUUUAAAGAGCAGUUCUUAAUCAAAAGAAAGUCUGGUCAUAUUUUAAACACAAUGUUCUUUAUCUUGUUCAUGAUCAAAAGUAAUGGGAAGCCAGUACAGGAACAUUAAGUUCUGGGUUUAAAAAAAAAUCUCUUUUUUUUGCAUGUUCAAACAGCCACAAAUGUCAUAUUCGAUCAUGGUAUUACAAGUUCAAUAUUGUUAUUUUUGUUUAAGCUGCACUAAUUUGUUUACCAACAUGCAGCACAUAUGCGGUUUUUAAGUAAAUGAAGUAUAAAUGAAUAAUCUGUUUCAUAAUGAACCAGAAGAAGUUAAAUGUCUCAAAGCAUACUGAUAACUCUUUGUGUUUCUAUAACUGCCUAAAGACUGAGCAAACCUAUAUUGAUUCAUUUUGAUUGAUGUAACAUAAAAGCAUUCUGCUACAUUAGUCUUUUAACCAUCAUUUACUUGUUUUACUUUGUUUACAAAAACCUUGCAAUAUCCUGAUUGUUAGCUUCGGGUUGAGCAUCACCAACAGGAAAAGAGGCUGGGAAAUAAUGGAAGCUUAGAAACCUAGCUUGUGUAUUCUCCCUCAUUCAUAACAUUUGUCAUCUUAAGUACACUCUGAUAUUCCUUACCUCACAAAUCCCAUCAUUCCUCUGUGAAAUAUUGGAGGGCAUGGUGCUCCCAAAAAAUAAAACCUUUACAAGUUCUGGAAGAAACAGAAAGCCUUUGAUCCUGGCAGUCUAUUGGAAAAAAUUCAAGUGAAAAAAGAUUACUAAAUGUGACAUUGCUUAUCUGAUUUUAUAUACUAUAUAGUAUAAAAAUUUAAAUCCCGAUUCCACCUCUAAUGUUUUCAAUUGUGUGUUCAUAUUCAGGUCCAGCUGUCAUUAUUUGUUUUAUUUGUAUUUUCAAUUAGAAUAAUAAAUCAACAAUAAUAAAAUUAGCCAAUUUUUUCUGAGAGCUACUUGCUAAAGAGUAACUAUCAUUGCAUCAAGAUAUCAUUACUUUAAAGAGGAGUAUUUUUAAAGAUAUCCAAGCCUAUUGACAAAAGUCUACAAGUUCAGGUUCUGAUAUUCAACAAGAUCCAUAAAUAUAGGAGUUAGUGCUAAAAAAAAGUAUCUGUUCAGCAGAUAUGCCUCCUAUGUCAUGCAUGGAUCCAUCUUUAUAGUGUCUUUACAGGACUUAAAACUUCAAAUACUGAGGUGUGUCAUGUGUCCUAGUAAAUAUGGAGUGCAUCUGCACUGUAGAAUUACUAGAGUUUGACACUACUUUAACUUCCAUGGCUUUGUUUGAGCCUACUGGGAAGGACAAGAUUCUUCCUGUUGCCUUUACUUCUGCUGAAAAGUGAGACCUGCUUCUGCACUUAGAACACAACUUGCAGCAAUUGGAAGUAAGGUAAAGACAAAGGAAGAUAGUGGGAGGAGAAAAGUGGGACAUUAUAACAGCAGCUAAAAAUUGGGACAACUGAGGUUAUUCAGAUUGGACAAUUGAAGGGAACAUGGUUUCCUAAGCACUCAGUAAGCGACAAUAGAGCAGACAUUGUUGAUAUGCUGCAUACUACCACUGUUUGAAAAACAUGAUUCUGCCAAGGUUUGGAGAGAGAAAAAAGGGCCCUUGUAGCACAGUAUACUUGAGGAUAAACUCACACAAAUAAAAUUAGAAGCAUAAGCAUCUAUGGGUAACUUCCAUAGAGCAUUUCUGUUCUUCUGUCACUUUUGUUGACAUUUUGUAAAAUGUUGUAAUCCCAAAUCCACUUAUUCCAAGAUAUGAGAUAUUAGAGAGGGGGUUUCUCUGGAGACACAAAAUUCAAACCCUGCCCCCAUUCCCUUACCCCCCCCCCCCAAAAAAAAACCCCACUAAGACAACUGGGAGCAAAUGCAAUAAAAAGGCAAAAAAGUUGCCUUUCUUCAUAGAAUCAUAGUAUCCUAGAGUUGAAAGAGACCUCAUGGGCCAUCCAGUCCAACCCCCUGCCAAGAAGCAGGAAAUCGCAUUCAAAGCACCCAAUUUCAUCCCAAUUGUAUAUUACUCUCUAAAAUCUGACUCUGACUCUGCUGCUGUCCCGGAUGAGGCCACAGGUACCAACAUUAGCUAAAUGCAGUGAUCACCUCAGGAAACAACUGUAACAUGUGGUCCAGAGAUAAUUUUAACAUGAAAAAUAUCCCAAUGGGAACCCAAUUAGAUCCUGGUGUUGUAGUCUCAAAAAUAAUUAUCGCCAAUUGUGCACAGCAUUCCAUUGUAACAAGACCCUGCUCUUUAAAGAUUGAUUUUUGAGGCUUAACCAUGUAAAGUUCUGCACACAUGGCGGGAUUGGCAAUGGAAACACUGCAUCUGGCUCUUAAUGUGGGUCAACGGAACAUGGGAUUUACUCCAGAGCUUCCAAAACACUCCAGAAUGAUGUCACAGUUUUAGAGGAGCAAAUGCCUGGAUUAGGCUGGAUCCACUGUCCACAUCAGCAGUGGAUUCCACUGCUGCUUCACUGCCAGCUCUGUCUCAGAGGCUUGUUGGUGAUGUCGCAUUUCUAAUUAAUGUCACACUAGUGUGCCAGGCCAUGUGGCCAGAAAUACGACGUCACCAAUAAGCCUCUGGGAGGAUGGCCAAAGGACUCCAGGGACACGCUUGGACUGCACUGGAAUAGCUUCAAGGCCAUUUAACCCAGAUUUAUCUAGUAGGCAGUAGGUUGUCCAGUAAGUACCAAUCCAUUAUUUUAGGCAAUGAAUGGGGGGAGCAGAUUCACUAAGAUCUGCUUUUAUAUCAUCUUGUUAAAGUCCAAGGAAAUAUGACAGCUUUGACUACUAAAGUUGUUACAUUGAUUAGUAAUUGAUAAAUACCUUUUAUUCCCCCCCCCCCAAAAAAAAACUGUCUGACUGCAUUAUUAGCAAAAACUGGUGCAAGUUUCUUAGUCUGUGGUUUCCUUAUUUAUGUCUGCAAUCAUCACACUUAAUGAGUGUUUUUUUCUGAGUACAUAUUCUUAGGGUUGGAAUAUAUAGGAGCAACAAAAAAUAGGCGACACUGUAAUGACUAACCACUUUCCUUUGUAGCCCAUGUCAUCAGGAGCAAGAUGUAUUCCUUUGGUUAGCAUUUUUUUUUUUUUGCUUUUGCUUAGGUUGGUAAGCUAUGGAGGAAAAUGGAAAUACAAAUGGUACAGUCAUUUAUAAUGUUAAGAAUAGCCAUUUAGCAAGGAGUUGUUAGUGUUGACAAGGACAUCUGAGGAUAUGUAAACCAAUAUAUGGUAAUGAAUUCUUUCUAGAAGCCAAUAUGACUAAAUUCAGGCUGUUGUGACUGGAUGUAUUAUGAGAAGAUGUGACUCAUUGGAAAAGACUGUAUUAUGGGUGUAUUGAUUCAAUCAAGGAAGCUGUGGUUCCAUGUUCACAAACCUGUGCAGAACAGUUGAUGGCCAGUGGUCUAGGGGAGCUCCCCAGUGGUCUAGGGGAGCUCCCUAUGAAACCCUCUCUUUCAUAGGGUUGGCAUAAAUUGAAAUUGACUUGAUGACAAAUAACAGCAAAAAAUUGUAAUGAGAAGGUUUGUCUGAGCCAAGUAGAAAUUUAAUCUCUAGAUGAACUCUUAUGUGGACAUGAUUAUAAUCAGAAGGACCAGAGGGAAUAGAAGUUCAAAAGUUACACACAACGUUACUUCCUGUCAACAGUUUGUUACAUAAACACAACAUAGCACCAGUUUCCCAAAAAGUCCUCUUUCUUCAAAUCCCCAAAACUUUUUUGCAGUCAUUCAGGACUCAACCUGCUAAGUAGGCAAGCUAAUCCACAUGACAGUAGUUUCUUAAAUGGCAACUCUUAAAAUAAUUAACAUUUCUAUAUUUUCCAUUUCUCUCCCAUCACAUCUGAAAGAUAUGUAUACAGAUCUGCCAAAUGCAGGAAUAGCCCAUGCAUCUGAUGAAGUUCAGUUCCCCAAAGUAUGUACCAUAACAACUUGUUAGAUUUUAAAUAAAUUAAAUAAAUACAUAACUUUAUUUAUAUCCCGCCCUAUCUCCCCUAAGGGAUUUUAAAGCAGCAAUGGGAACAUAACACCGAGAUGGGAACUGUCUAUGGUGCCCAAGGCUCUUGAGAGUUGCUGUCCAACAAAUCUUAUGGGAUACACAGCUCUCAGUCCUGCUUGAAGGUGCUCCCCUACUUUUGGUUGAUUUUCCCUAGACUGAUUUAUACAAAUCCACUGGAAAGAAGUUAAUAUUUUACUGGAUGGUUGUAGUUAAGCUUUCUGAAAACUGCUCUGUGCUAUAUUAAAGGUCUUUGACAUGCAUAGCAAAUCAAGUUUAGUGGGUAAAUAUAAUACGGUGCAGUAAUUAACUGCUUAUGCCCAAACCACUAAAAAUCAUGUUUCCAAUUAUUCUUAGAUUGGGCCAUUCUUGGACCCAUCCGCCAGUACAAAUUUACAGCAAGCGUAUUCAUCAAGCUAAAGCCACAUGCACUUACUAAUGAAAAUAACAUUCAAAAGAACAUCUGUCAAUUCAAUACAUUAUUGUAGUUUAAAAGUCAAGCUUUAACAUACGCAGCAAGAAAUAAGGUUGAGGAGUGGAGAGGGAGAGAGCUCUGUAUUGUCAGUAGUAUAUUUUGUCUGAGCAACUGCAGAACCUGACAUUUUGUUUUCUGUUGCAAAGCGGAGAUUGGAGAGUCAAGCCAGUCCUGAAUCACCAUUGUUAUUAAUUAGAAUUGAAUCUAAAUUCUUUAAGUUUCCUUGGGAUGCAUCUAUACUAUAGAAUAAAUGUAGUUUGACAUCGUUUUAACUGCCAUGACGCUUAGUUUUACAAAAUUUGCAGCCUUCUGUGCCAAAGAGUGCUGGUGCCUCACCAAACUACAAUUCUUAUAAUUCUAUCAUGAAGCCAUGACAAUUCAAGUGGUGUCAAACUGCAUUAAAACAGCAGUGUAAAUGUACCCUUGUUCUCUAACCAGAACUUGAAACCUUAAAAGCAAACACAAGGAAUAACUAGUUCAAAAAAAGUGGACUGCAGAUUAGUAAUGUUCUCAUUUUCUAACCUUCCCUUCUUGCUAGUAGUGAUAGCUGCAAACUUUAUUUAUAUAAAAAUUUACCAAAAUUUGCAAAUUUUAUCAUUAUAUUUAGGAUGGAAAGAAUGUGAUAUCAGAUACAUUUGAGUGUGGAAGAAAUCAAAACUGAUAGAUUCAUCUUUCCAGGCCUAGGUCUGUGAACAUUUCAAUCUUAAACGUUCUGUUCCAGCCAGAAUGUUGUCUGCACAAAACUGGAAAAAAGUUGCAUACAUUAUUGCAUACUCAAAUUAUUUUAAACAUCUGAAAUAUAUAUUACAGUAGAGUGUCACUUAUCCAACAUAAACGGGCCGGCAGAACGUUGGAUAAAUGAAUAUGUUGGAUAAUAAGGAGGGAUUAAGGAAAAGCCUAUUAAACAUUAAAUUAAGAUAUGAUUUUACAAAUUAAGCACCAAAACAUCAUGUUAUACAACAAAUUUGACAGAAAAAGUAGUUCAAUACGCAGUAAUGCUAUGUAGUAAUUACUGUAUUUACAAAUUUAGCACCAAAAUAUCACGAUGUUUUGAAAACAUUGACUACAAAAAAGUGUUGGAUAAUCCAAAACAUUGGAUAAGUGAGUGUUGGAUAAGUGAGACUCUACUGUACUUAAAGAGAAAUCAAUAGAUAAAUUUGUGAAGAACUUAUAAUCAUUUGCAAGUUAUAAGCAGGGAUAUAUUAUACUUUGAAGUUUUGAAUACUAAAAUAUUCUGCAAUGGAAAAUGGCUGGAAGAUUAAUAUAUACCAUGCACAAAUAAGGAUGUCAUUACUAUUUGCUCUGGAGUUUUUGGCUUGACAGAUGGGAAUUCGUAUACAUGUAUUGUAUUGGGGUGGGGAUUGUGAUGUUCAAUGCAUUUAUGUUGUGUUAUCUUAAUAAGUGGCUUUUUAUAGUUUGCAUGACUACCUUUGGAAUGGAUUAAACCAUGGUAGUAGUAGUAGUAGUAGUGGCAAUAAUGAUGAUGAUGAUGAUGAUGAUGAUGAUGACGUUAAAUGAUGUUCUUCUCCAGACUCUUUUAUAACUGCCUUUACUAAUGCUGAAUUAGGAUUGCCAUGCCUUCUUUCUGAGAGGCUCUUCAACUUUAGCAUCUCUCUGCAGAGUAUGACUAUGGUGGGAUGAGGGCAUUCUCCUUCAUAUAAGACUCCCCCCCCCCCCCAAUGAAUUUUUCCUUUGGUCUCCAAAUUUCUAGCAUUGCAGUAACCUCAAAUUUUAGUUGAGCAUAUCAAAAUAAAAUUUUGGCCUCCAAAGAAAAGGAGCAGGCAAAGUUACCAAGGGAAUGCAAAUAGUCUAGGUGCACCUUCUACAGUGCUAGAAAUAUGAGAACUGAAGGAAAUUUUCUGUAUGGGGGAGAAUUCUCAUUAAGCAGGUAUGCUUUCAUAUUGCUUCCUGCAUACCAUACCUGUGGGGUAGAUGAAUACAACAACAUUCUCAGUAUACUAAGGAUGUCUGUGCCUUCAAGUUACCUGUUGACAUAAGGCAACCCAAUGGGUUUUUAUAGUAAGGUAAAGGUAAAGGUUUCCCCUGAUGUUAAGUCCAGUUGGGGGUUGGUGCUCAUCUCCAUUUCUAAGCCGAAGAGCCGGCAUUGUCUGUAGACACCUCCAAGGUCAUGUGGCUGGCAUGACUGCAUGGAAUGCCGUUAUCUUCCCGCCAGAGCGGUACCUAUUGAUCUACUCACAUUUUCAUGUUUUCAAACUGCUAGGUUGGUGCUCACUCCACUCCCCGGAUUUGAACCUGGGACCUUUCGGUUUGCAAGUUCAGCAGCUCAGCGCUUUAACACACUGAACCACCGGAGGCCCCAUUGUGUUUUUAUAGUGUGAUUUUAUUUAUUUAUUUAUUUAUUUACAGCAUUUAUAUUCCGCCCUUCUCACCCCGAAGGGGACUCAGGGCAGAUCACAUUACACAUAUAGGCAAACAUUCAAUGCCUUUUAACAUAGAACAAAGACAAGACAAACAUAGGCUCCGAGCGGGCCUCGAACUCAUGACCUCCUGGUUAGAGUGAUUCAUUGCAGCUGGUUACAGCUGAAUUGCUCUCCAGCCUGUGCCACAGCCCGUGCAAAGAAUACUUUAAAAUGAUUUUGCCAGUUAUCUAUUAGUUAUCUAUUAGUUAUCUAUUACAGUUAGCUGGUGCAAAUGGAAAAUGCUGUAUGUUUGUUUUGUAGAAUUUCUUUUCCAAAAAUCAGAAAUUGUAUAAUUUGGCAUGAAAAGAACAUGACGUUUAAAAUACUUAAAUGUGGAAAAAAGUGAAAUUGAUUCAUUAUUCCAUCCUUAUACGUGAAGUACAAACUGUCCUCUUAGUUUAAGACAGGGGAAAAACUUAACGUAAACUGUGGAUUAAUGUGAAAGUUCUGAAGGUGUCGUGAACAUGACUCAUUUUUCAAUUAGAAGAAUUUGGUUAUGACUUCAAGCUACACAGAUUCACACAAACAAACAAUAAUUCAUCAAAGGAAAGUCCAGAAGCAUAUUGAUCAUUCCCUGAGUCCUUUGAUCAUACCUCUUCUUACUGAAAGUGAAAGGGAAAAAAACAAAUUUUUAGCUAGAUCACAACAAGAUAAUGAAGUUCCAACAGCCAGCUGAGUGAGUAACUCUCUAAGCAAGCAAAACAUGCAAGUGUUGCUACACAAUCAACUUUUUUAUUGUCAUUAAAAUUAUAUAUUCAAAAAAGUAUUAAUGACUUGUGUUGACAUUUUACCCAACUCUGAAACAAAUCAAGGACCUCCUGACAAGAUACGUACCUUUAGAUAUGGAAUUUCCAUUUCAAAACUUUAUCUAAUGUUGUUGGAGGAUAAGUUUGUGAAAUUUUUUAUCUAAUGUUAUUUUAAAACCAGGGCUGGCCCUACUAUUAGCCAUCUGCCUCGAAUCAACUCAUGUGAAAUGUGGUGCUGGAGAAGAGUUUUACACAUAUUGUAGACUGCCAAAAAGACAAAUAAAUGGGUCCUAGAGCAAAUAAAGCCAGAAUACUUCAGGGUUCUCCUGACAGUUCAAAAACAUGCAAAUGUGAGUAGAUCAAUAGGUACCGCUCCGGCGGGAAGGUAAUGGCGCUCCAUGCAGUCAUGCCGGCCACAUGACCUUGGAGGUGUCUACGGACAACGCCGGCUCUUCAGCUUAGAAAUGGAGAUGAGCACCAACCCCCAGAGUCGGUCACGACUGGACUUAACGUCAGGGGAAACCUUUACCUUCUACCUUACUUCAGGGUUACUUCAUGGAGAUUGUUGUGCUUUGACCUCAUCAUGAAAAGGCAUGACUCACUAAAAAAGAGAAUUACUGGCCAACACACAUUGUGGUUGCCCCAAAUUAAUUAAUUUAUUUAUUUCCAACAUUUAUAUCCCGCCCUUCUCACCCGAAGGGACUCAGGGUGGCGUACACAAUUGCCAACAAUUCGAUACCUACACAUAAUUAAAAUAGCAAUGAAAAUCCAAUUAAAACAAUUAAAAUGAUAUAAAAAUAUAAAACAUAUGAUUAAAAAUCCAUUCAUCCAAAAUCCUCGUGCUGUAGCCGUAAAUCAGUCCGGGUCGUCUUUAUCAUUUAAUCUUCGAAAGCCUGGGCACAUAGCCAUGAUUUCAGGGCUUUUCUAAAACUCAAAAGGGUUGGGGCUUGUCGUACAUCUCUGGGGAGGGUGUUCCACAACCGAGGAGCCACGAUCAAAAAGUCCCUGUCCCUCGUCCCCACCAGCCGUGCUUGCGAGGCAGGCAGAGUCAAAUGUUAGACCCAUGGAUAUAUUUGACCUGCUGAUUCAAAAACAAAAGGCACCAUUUUCCACCAUCAGCUUAGUUUUUGGGAUUUAUAACAUUUGCCUUCUACCAGUUGCCAUCUGCUCACUCAUAGAAAACCAUGAUAACCAUAUCUAGGACCCAAUGCAAUUUUCUGAGUCAGCGCCUCAGGAAUAGGCCUAAAAAGUAAGACACCAGGGAAAGGUGUGUUUUUUAAUUGGGCUAUGUAAUACUUGGUAAGAUAGCAGUCAGUAGAAAAAGAGGAAAAACUGUAUUACAGAUGAAUAGAUUCAACCAAUGAAGCCAUCACCCUGAGUCUGCAAGACCUGAGUAGGCCUGUUAACAACAGAAUGACUUGGUGUCACCAUAAGUUGAAGUUGACAUGAUGGCAGCUAGAAUCAAAUUUUUCCCCAAAGUCAGGUUUAUUAUUAUAUCUAAACUGGACCAAUAUUGUUAAUGACUGAAAUAGGUUCUGUCCUCCUAGUGGAGAAGUCGGAUUGAAAGCUCAUGGGAUGUGAAUAGUCUAAAAUGUAUACUACUGUCAUUUGAAAAUAAUGAAGAACCUUUUAAAAGCUAUAUAGCUAGAGCUAUAGUUUUUUUAUCUGAAGUUGCUUUGAAAUUGUAAAGUUUUAUAAUACUAAUAUACAAAAAUUGCAUCAAAAUCACUUCAAAUGGAGUUCAGGAUAUUUGCACUGGUUUGUGACCACUUUGUAAAGCUAGUAUCUGAAUCAGAAGUGAACAGUGACCUUUAAAAAUAUUUAUAAACCUGAACAAGGACUGAACCACCCACCCCCCCAACCCUAGUGAUUUGACUACAUGACAGAACAACUUCAAAGCCUUUCUAUUAAUGCUAUCUGCUCUCAUCUUAUAUAUUAUAAGUAAAAGAGCUCAAGAUAUUCAUCAUUGGCCGCCUGUCAAGAUGGACCCAUCACCUUUCUGUUAUUAAUUUUGAGGCUGUGGUUUGUUUGAAAAUGGUAAUCUUAACUGGGUUUUACUUUUCAGAACAGGACUGUACCGAAGACUUCACUGUAGUCUUCUGGCGACACAGAAAUAAUAUUUCAGAAAGAGCUGUCAGAUUCUGGAAAUUGGUAAAGAAUGUAGAGAAUCAGCUGGUGAUUUUCAGUUGUUAGUAGAUUGUUCUUCCUUAUUAAAAACUUUUUCCAUCUUGACCAUACUCUGAUGUUGCUUGGCCUCACAUCUCCUGAAUUUCACUUGUGAAGUGUUCAAGGAUACAGAAUACCAUUUUACUAAUAUAGGAGGGGUGUGAGUUUUUGGAGAGUGUUGGAUUGUUUUAUUUUAUUUUUGUUGUUUUUUGGGGAAUUUGGCAAUUGUAAUCUAAGAAAAAUAACUUUUGUUUGCCUGGACUCUAAAAAAAGCCUCGGAGUGUGGUGGAGGCUCCUUCUUUGGAGGCUUUUAAGCAGAGACUGGAUGGCCAUCUGUCAGGGGUGCUUUGAAUGCAAUUUUCCUGCUUAUUGGCAGGGGGUUGGACUGGAUGGACCAUGAGGUCUCUUCCAACUCUAUGAUUCUAUGAUUCUAUGAAAGAGGAAAUGAAUGUCAGACCAAAUAAGUAUGCUUUUUCAUCCUUCUUUCUGAAGGUAUAUUCUCAUGCAAUUAUGCUACUCUUGUUGAUUUAGAGUACUACCUUAUUAAGAAAGACAAGAUACAAAAAUAAAUACUGAUUAUAAAAAAACUAGUACAAAUAUACAUCCUCUGAUACAUAUCGCUUGUCUUGAAACUCUUAGCGGGAUAUAAUAGGGAGAGAAAUUAUCACUACAGAUGUCGAAAAGAUCUAUGUUAGGGUUAUAUUGUGGGACAAUCACCUCAUUCUUCAAUGUAUCACAGUCCCCUUGAAAUAACUGACAGAGCAUUUUCUGGUUCAUGUUCUCCUUUUCUUCCUGGGUGGUCGACAGUUCAGUCUGAGCCAGUUCUCAGUACUUGAUUAUCUUAUAACCCUUUACUUGGUUUUACUGAAAUUGUCCUUCUUCUAUGAGUUUUUCCUCAGAUGGCCCAUCUGUUUUAAUGUGCAAGAUGCAAUUCACAAAAGGACGGACCCCCCCUCCUUCUCUUCCCUUCACAUGGAAGCCUGGGAAAGUUGAGUACACCCCAGGGCCAGGGCAUGCAUCUGGGUCAUGUAAAUGGUGCAAGCUUUAUAUAAGCAAAUGCACCCUGUGAAAGAAUGAGUAAAUAUUCUUUCCUUGUCUUCUUCUUUUUUUUUUUUUUGCUUUUCUUUCUUCUUUUUUUCAUUCCAAGAACAUUUGAAAGCAGACAGAAAUUAACUCAUGAACAACAAUUCCAUCUAACCAACUGGAAAAAAAAUCCAUGCACUCCACAGAAACAUAAUAUUAAUACAAUCUCUUGGGAUUUAUAGUCUGGUGGCUUAUUUAGAGCUGGAGGACUAUAGUAGUAUAGGGAAUUGUAUGUAUCUCACCAAACUACAUAUCACAAGAUCCUGUAGCAGGAAUCCAGUCAAGCUUGGCACAUGGGUUAUUAUGAAUUUUGUGCAGUAAAAAAUCAGAAGAAAUAAUAAUAAUAAUAAUAAUAAUAAUAAUAAUAAUAAUAAUAAUAAUAAUAAGAAGAAGAAGAAGAAGAAGAAGAAGUUUACAACCAAACAACUAAAUCAGUUACUAAAAAGAUUACUGUGAAAAUGCUGAUACAAUAAUAAGUGUUAAAAAGAGCAAAUGUUAUCCUCAUGUUUAGAAUGGGCAGAAAGGGAUCUCAUCAACUACUGACCAGUCAGUUUGACAUUGAUACCAGGAAAAGUUCUAAAAUUGACCAUUAAACAGGUAGCUUGUGUGUGCACUUACAAAGGAAUGCUAUGAUUGCUGAGAGCUAGUAUGACUUUCUCAAAAAUAAGGCAUACCAAACUAAUCUUAUUUCUUUUUUGAAUUAUACGUUUGGUGCUGUGGAUAUAGUAUAGUUUGAUUUUAUUUAGGUCUUUGACAAGGUCCCCCAUUAUAUUCUUGCAAACAAGCAGAUUAAGCAUGGUUGAGCAGUGUUACAAUUAAGCUAAUCUGUAAAUGGUUGACAGGUAGAUCGCAGAUAGUACUUGUCAAUGGUUGCUCUUCACCUAGAAGAAAAAUUAUUAUUGGGCCUUGAGGUUUUGUCCUGAAACCUGUGUUGUUUGACAUCUUUAUAAAUGACUUAGAUGACUGAAUAGUGGUGGUGCCAAAUUGAGUUGGGGGUGAGUGGCUUAUAUCUCAGAGGAGAGAAACAGAAAAUGAAACAAACAAAUAUAAAAUCUGUGGCACGUGGCUUGAAAGCAGUAAAUGUGAAAAGGAUCUGGAGAUUUUACUAGGCCACAAACUGAAUCAACAGUGUGAUGUAGAAUCAAAAACAUCUAUACUAUUCUAGGUUGCAUCAAUGAGUGUCCAGAAUAAGAAAAGUAAUAGUGCCACCUAUUCUGCUUUGGUCAGGCUGCAUGGUCAGAGUGCUGGAAUGUGUGCAGAGAAGGAUCAAGGUGAUUAAAGGUCUGGAGACCAAGCUUAAUGAGAAAUAACUUAGGGAGGUAGGAGUGUUUGACAUAGGAAAGAGAAUACUAAGAGAGCUGUCUAUGUUUGGCUUCGAAAUGGCUUUAGUCAUUUCCAAGAUCCUAUUAAGGAAAGGGGAAAUUAUGUAAGACCCUACUAAGUGAAUGUAAAAAUGGCAUGAAAUAGAAUAGGGAAUCAAUUACGCUGAAAUUUUGGUGGUUGUGAUCAUUGUUACCAGAUUACUUCAGGGGAGGCCCAGCACCCCCUAGUCUGGUUUCUGUGUUCUAUAGAAUAGAGCCAUGGCAUUUAAUAUGGUAUUGUUUCUACAGGCAUUCCCCAAGUUACAAACAAGAUAUGUUCUAUAGGUUUGUUCUUAAAUUGCAUUUCGUUUUAAAGUCGAAACAGGUACAUUUUUAAUCAUAACUCUAGAUCAGUGAUUCCCAAAGAGGGCACUAUUGCCCCCUGGUGUGCACUGCAGCGAUCCAGGGGGGUGGUGAUGGCACCUAUUAGGACACGAGGUUGGGGCCAGGGGAGGGGAGGGGCCUCUUCCCAAGUGCCAGAGACAGGGCUGAGCACCUGAGCCACCCGUUAGGACACAGGGGGCGGAGCUAGAGGAGUGGGUGUGGCUUCUUCCCAAGAGCCCGAGACAGGGCUGAGAAUAUAUACCUCUCCGGAGGUGCUGGUUGGGACACACAGGGCGGAGCUAGGGAAGGGGGCAGGGCCUC
This is a messenger RNA of Anolis carolinensis (green anole), 49900 nucleotides long. Its product is annotated as glycosyltransferase 1 domain-containing protein 1-like. Lineage: Eukaryota; Metazoa; Chordata; Lepidosauria; Squamata; Anolidae. The record is from RefSeq and is a predicted model, not a curated record. The coding region runs from base 10315 to 11340 and encodes 341 amino acids. Gene Ontology annotation, molecular function: glycosyltransferase activity. The transcript has a single exon.